Molecule: messenger RNA, 46242 nt
Organism: Coregonus sp. 'balchen'
Lineage: Eukaryota; Metazoa; Chordata; Actinopteri; Salmoniformes; Salmonidae
Source: the annotation of a GenBank genome assembly
GUCGCCCCCACUGUCCUCCUCAGUGUCACCACCACUGUCCUCUUCAGUGUCGCCCCCACUGUCCUCCUCAGUGUCGCCACCACUGUCCUCUUCAGUGUCGCCCCCACUGUCCUCCUCAGUGUCGCCACCACUGUCCUCUUCAGUGUCGCCCCCACUGUCCUCCUCAGUGUCGCCACCACUGUCCUCUUCAGUGUCGCCCCCACUGUCCUCCUCAGUGUCGCCACCACUGUCCUCUUCAGUGUCGCCCCCACUGUCCUCUGCUUCAGCUUCCUGCAUGGUAGAUGAUGAAUAUGCUGCAGAUGCACCUCCCUGUCCUUGGUUGAGCCUCCGAUUAGCUGUCUCCAUCCACAGGUCAACAGCAGGCUUUGGGUCAAAUGUCUCUGUGGUCUGUUUUGACAGGUGAAUGUGCAUCAGGGCUGAGAGACGAGCAUGUGACAGACGAGAUCUGUACUUGGUUUUUAUUAUGUUGAGAUGUGAGAAUCCCCUCUCCCAAGCUGCACUGCUUAAAGGCAGUGUAAGAGACAGCUUAACCACCUUGUUGAUUUUGGAGUUAGCAUCUGGGUUACUUGUAUUUACUAUUUGGACCAAGUCAUACACAGAAGAGGCUCGCAAGCGUUUUCCUGCCUGCUUUAAGCGCACCCAUUCUGUCACAGUGGUAUCUUUGUCAAGUUGCAAGGUGGCCUCAUAUUUCUUGAGAAUGCUGCAAACUGUUGUGUUUCUAAAACUCUGGAGGUCUUGCAUUUCCUGAGGCCAUGUUGAAGGAUCAAAUAGUAAGAAAUGAUCACAUGACUUGAGGGAGUCAUAUCUGAUUUCAAACAUUCAAUUAACCCCCUGAGUAAGUGUGUCUUGUCUCUGUCAGCAUCAUCAUUGGAAACAGUGUGUGCCCUGUGGCUUUCCCCAUCAAGCAGAAGUGUGAACUGUCCAAUGGCCACCAUGAGUUCAUCCUUACAUUCUCCAAUGGUCAGCUUUUCCUUCUGAAACCUAAUGGAUGUGGUCUUCAAAAUGUUGCAAAUGUCAAGCAUGUUUGACAGAAAGCACUGAAAAUGCUCUGUGCAGAUAUGCUGCAAGUCACUGUUAUCACUCGUAACCAGUUGCAUUUUAAUGGCUGGCAAUAGUCUUGAUAUUUUUAAGUGUUUCAUGCCUCCAUGCAGACCAUCUGAUAUUAUGAAACUUACCCAGUUUCACAAAGGAGAUCCCAUUUUCUUCACAUAGCUUAUUCAGUGCAGCAGUUUUUUUUGCUCCACCUUUUUGUAAAUAAAACUGCAGCAGCUUGACCACAGAGCGAUUAAAUGUCUCACAGUAAGGAACGUUACGAUCAGCUGAUUUCGCGCAAUUCUCCAGUGUGUGUGCGGUGCACAGAAUGUGCACAAGGGAGUCUCCAACCGGAGCAAGUUGCCAGAGUUUUGGCACAACGCCGUUGUAGAUUGACAGCAGCCCCGUCUGUGCACACAGCGACCAACUUUGUUGUCCAGUCAUCCAAGCCGGUGUCCUGGAAAAGUCUCACAAGUCCGUCUGUUAUGGCCUGCACGGUUCGGUCAGCACCCAAUUCAAUCAGUCCAAUAAAGUCCGAAGUAAACUCUCCGUUGCUGGACACAGACACAAUGUAAACGAUUUCCUGCUCAGUUUUUGUGAUGUCCUCAGAUCCAUCAAAAAGCAGCCCCCAAAUUUCAGCAGACUGCAACUUGGCUCGUAACUCCCCGAUGAUGGUGUGAGCGAUGCUCUGCAUGAUCCGUGUGCCCCCUUCACGUGAAUGAUAUGCACCUCCGACAUUUACUCCUAGCCGCUUCAGUAAAGGAACAUCCUCAGAAUAGGAAGACAUGGGACGUGCGUGUUUAGCUUUAUGGAAGGCGAGGAGAAAAAUAUUAAACAGAGCUUGCCGCUGUUCUUCAUUCAGCUUGUCUCGCCAUCUGGCAAGUGGGCGACUGGACAUUUCUUCUCGGCUAGCUUAGCAAUGGCUUGCGCCACAUUCGUGUGCUCCUUGCUCUUUUCAUGUUUGUCAAAUAAAGGAUGGUUGAAAUUCUUUGCCUUUAUAAAAUGCACCCGUUUUGUCUGCUAGAUGUGGAUUUGAGCGGCAAAUCUUGCACCACAUUUCAGUGCGCUCAUCGUUCGCUUCAAGCCACUGCACAUCUUGGAGCCACUUUUCCGAAAAAAGUAUUUUCUUCGGUUCUGGCUCCAGUUGGCGUUUCUUUGUAGGUGGCGAAACGCCAAAGAAGCUGCUUAAUGUCUGUUGCUUUUUGGACAUCCCUGACAGUAGUUGACAAGCAUCAUGUCAUUUGUAAGGUUAGAUGAGAAGAUCGGUCAAGUACGCAAAGGCGCGUAGUAACACAAGUGGCAUUACGCAUUCCUGAUUUUUGUCGCGCUUGCGUACCUGCGUACCAGUUAUGUGCACCCCUGAUUAUAAUACCGUUUUAAAUAGCUCAAUGGACCGUAAAGGAAAUCACACUACAAACUAUCACCCUCAUGCUCUUAAGGAAAUUGUGAAUGUCAUGGAUACAUUAGAACUAGUAGAUAUAUGGAGGCUUAAAUAUCCUGAUCUAGUGAGAUAUACAUGGCGGAGACUCAAUCAAGUUAGUCGUCUUGACUUCUUUCUUAUGUCAUUCUCGUUGGCACCAAAAGUGUUGAUAGGGGACAGAACGCGGUCGGACCAUCAUAUAAUUGCCAUAUACAUUACUCUUUUAUAAUUUAUAACUGAUUUAUAACUGAUUUUUUCCGACAUUAACAUAGGUACAGCAAAUCCCCUUAUUGUAUGGGGUUCCUUUUAGAGGCCAUGCAAUUCAGUACUCAUCUCGAAAACAAAAGCAAUUUAGGUCAAAAGAGUCCAUACUAACAAAGGAAAUGGGUCUAACAGAACAGAUAGCAAUAAAAACUGUAACAUAGAGGCUCAGAAUAAAUUAGAGGAAAAACCAAAAAUAAAUGGAGAAACUUAUUCACGAAAGAUCAAGUGUAAUAUAUUAUAAAAAAAUUAAGCAAGCUGGAUGGAACAUGGGGAAAAAUGCACCAAAUUAUUUUUUAAUCUUCAACAUAGAAAUGCUACCAAAAUUAAUUUACUGAAACUGGUUACAAAUGAUGGAGUCACCCAUGAUUCACCAAAUGAUAUUUUGAAGGAGGAAACAAAGUACUUUAAGCAUAUGUUUUCGUUUCAAUCCCUUCCAUCUCCUCUAACUGAAGCUAAUUGUAGAGAUCAUUUUUCUAUUGAUAAUGUAAAAUUAACAGCCAUGUGAAGGUGAAAUUACAGAGGAGGAACUUCUGGAUGCAAUUAAAGACUUUAAGUCCGGGAAAACUCCAGGGUUGGAUGGCAUACCAGUCGAGGUAAACCAAACCUUUUUUGAUAUACUCAGAGGACCGUUAUUAGCAUGUUUUAUCCACUCCUAUGUAAAUUGUAGAUUAUCAGACACUCAAGAAGAAGGUCUGAUUUCAUUAUUACUGAAACAGGAUACAAGUGGGAAAUAUAAAGAUCCAGUCCAUUUCAAAAAUUGGAGGCCCCUUACACUUCAGUGUUGUGAUGCAAAAAUUCUAGCAAAAUGUAUAGCGCAUUGAAUUAAAAAAGGUAUUGUCGGACAUUAUUCAUUCUAAUCAGACAGGUUUUUUACAUGGACGAUACAUUGGAGAGAAUUUAAGGCAAGUACUGGAAACAAUAGAACACUAUGAAAAAUCUGGGAAACCAUAGCAGACUUCGAAAAGGCAUUUGAUAAAGUACGACUGGGAUUUAUAUAUAAAUGCCUGGAGCAUUUCAAUUUUGGAGAAUCUCUUAUAAAUUGGGUUAAAAUAAUGUAUAGUAACCCUACGUGUAAAAUAGUAAAUAAUGGCUAUUUCUCCGAAAGUUUUAAACUGUCAAGAGGAGUGAAACAAGGUUGUCCACAAUCGGCAUAUCUAUUUAUUAUGGCCAUCGAGAUGUUAGCUAUUAAAAUCAGAUCCAACAAUAAUAUCAAAGGAUUAGAAAUCGACGGCUUAAAAACAAAGGUGUCAUUGUACGCUGAUGAUUCAUGUUUUCUUUUAAAUCCACAACUUGAAUCCCUCCACAGCCUCAUAGAGGAUCUAGAUACAUUUUCUAACCUCUCUGGAUUACAGCCAAACUAUGCUAAAUGUACUAUAUUACAUAUUGGAUCACUAAAAAAUACAAUUUUUACAUUACAUGUAGUUUACCAAUAACAUGGUCUGAUGGUGAUGUGGAUAUACUCGGAAUACAUAUCCCAAAUGAAAUAAAUGAUCUCACUCCAAUAAAUGUUAAUCGAAAGUUAGCAAAGAUAGAUAAGAUCUUGCUACCAUGUGAAAGGUAAAUACCUGUCUAUCACACUGAUUAACUCUUUAGUAUUAUCCCAGUUGACCUAUUUGCGUAUGGUCUUGCCUACGCCUAGCGAACAGUUUUUUAAAUUAUAUGAGGGAAAAAAUAUUCAAUUUUAUUUGGAACGGCAAGCCAGACAAAAUUAAACGGGCCUAUUUAUAUAAUGAAUAUUCGGAGGACAGAAAUUAUUAAAAUUGUCUCACCCAAUGUUCAAGAAUGGCCUUUUCCCCUUUAUUCAGAUUACAACCUGUCACUUUCAGGUAUUUGAAAAAGAAAUAAUCUCCCAAAUAUCACUAUUUCUUAAACAAGCCAUAGAAAGUUGGUUGCAAUUUCAGUUUAAUCCUCCAGAAACGACUGAACAAAUAAUGCAACAAAUAUUGUGGUUAAACUCAAAUAUACUAAUUGAUAAAAAACCAUUAUUUUUUUGACAAAAGGUAUAAUCUUCGUAAAUGAUAUUAUCGGUAGGACUGGUGGAGUUAUGUCGAACAUGCAGCUAACAAAAACAUAUGGAAAUGUCUGCUCUACCCAAAAUUACAACCAAUUAAUUGCAGCAUUACCACAAAAAUGGAAGAGGAAAGUGGAAGGCGGAAAAAGUAAUGUCUGUCGGCCCUGCAUUAAAGACCAUAAUUGGUUAAAGAAAAUUGUGAUAAAUAAAAAAGUAUACCGGUUUCAUUUCUGGACCAAAGGAUUGACAGCCGUCCCAUAUAGAUUGCAAAAUAGUUGGGAAGAGAUUUUUGACGUACCUAUUCCAUGGUGAACUGAUACGCAAAAUGACGCCGGAUUCAAAACUUAGAAUUUUUCUAUUUCAAUUAUUAUACAAAAUUCUUGCUACCAAUAGAAUGUUAUUUAUAUGGGGGAUACAAUCUUCCCAGCUCUGCAGAUUUUGCUGCGAAGAGACAGAAUCAUUAGAUCAUUUGUUUUGGUACUGUCCAUUUGUAGCUUGUUUUUGGACACAGGUCCAGGAAUGGCUAAAGGAUUGCAAUAUUUACCUGGAGCUAACCCUGCAGAUAGCACUACUGAGUGAUCUGAAAUGUCAUAGUCAAUCGAUCAAUAAUAUAAUAAUACUUUUAACCAAAAAAAAUAUUUUCAAUUUACAAUCUGUAGAAACAAUGAGAAUAGAAAGGUUCAGAACUUUUGUAAAACAUCACAGUACAGUUGAAAAAUAUAUGGCAAAUAGAAAUCCAAAAUGGAUGGUGUUAAGAGAUAGAUGGGUAGUGUUGCAUGAAGUUGAAGGAUGGGACUAAUAACUAACAACAACAAAUAAAUAACAACAAGAUAACUAAUGUAAAGCAUACUGUGUCCAUAAUAAGUAUAUAGGUUAUAGGUUGAGAGCUUUUGUGAAAGAGCACAGUUAGAAAGAUAUCCCAUAUAGAAGCAAACUGGAUGGACAUCAGGUUGAGGGUAGAGGAAGUUCAGGAGUAAAAACAAACAACAUAGAAUUAUUGUAAAAUUGACUGUGUCCAUAAAAUGUAUAUAGUAUGUAUAAGUUGGAAGUAGAGGCCUAAGCAUUGUUGUUCACUAGUUUACUCAAAUUAGGGAAGGGGUGGUGGGGUUGGAAAGUAAUAAAGGGAAAUUUUAAGAGACACAUUUUAAAAGAGAAAUAAUAAUAAUUCACAGAGCCAAACAGCAAAGAUAGAUUUAAAGAUCAUCUAUAGUCAAAAUCAUGUUUUUCAUGAAAUUGGAUGAUACUUAGAUGAAACCAGAUCAAAGUAUGAUGACCAAAGUAUGAAAAAUGACUGUUGCUUUUACAUUGAUAAAGUUACUGGUCCACUCCCCACUGUCAAACACUUGGAUUCAGGAGGUGGGAUUAUUAAGGGGAUAGGGUGACAUCACCUUAACUCUCAUUUUAAUACACCAAUUGUAACAUGCGUGUUUGCAGAGGGCGUGGUUUAUAUACAGUUGAAGUUGGAAUUUUACAUACACCUUAGCCAAAUACAUUUAAACUCAGUUUUUCACAAUUCCUGACAUUUAAUCCUAGUAAAAAUUCCCUGUUUUAGGUAAUUUAGGAUCACCACUUUAUUUUAAGAAUGUGAAAUGUCAGAAUAAUACUGUAGAGUGAUUGAUUUAUUUAAGCUUUUAUUUCUUUCAUCACAUACCCAGUGGGUCAGAAGUUUACAUACACUCAAUUAGUAUUUGAUAGCAUUGCCUUUAAAUUGUUUAACUUGGGUCAAACAUUUCGGGUAGCCUUCCACAAGCUUCCCACAAUAAGUUGGGUGAAUUUUGGCCCAUUUCUCCUGACAGAGCUUGUGUAACUGAGUCAGGUUUUGUAGGCCUCCUUGCUCGCACACGCUUUUUCAGUUCUGCCCACAAAUGUUCUAUAGGAUUGCGGUCAGGGCUUUGUGAUGGCCACUCCAAUACCUUGACUUUGUUGUCCUUAAGCCAUUUUGCCACAACUUUGGAAGUAUGCUUGUGGUCAUUGUCCAUUUGGAAGACCCAUUUGCGACAAAGCUUUAACUUCCUGACUGAUGUCUUGAUGUUGCUUCAAAAUAUCCACAUAAUUUUUGACUCAAAUGAUGUCAAUUAGCCUAUCAGAAGCUUCUAAAGCCAUGACAUCAUUUUCUAUGAAUUUUCCAAGCUGUUUAAAGGCACAGUCAACUUAGUGUAUAUAAACUUCUGACCCACUGGAAUUGUUAUACAGUGAAUUAUAAGUGAAAUAAUCUGUCUGUAAACAAUUGUUGGAAAAAUUACAUGUGUCAUGCACAAAGUAGAUGUCCUAACUGACUUGCCAAAACUAUAGUUUGUUAACAAGAAAUUUGUGGAGUGGUUGAAAAACGAGUUUUAGUGACUCCAACCUAAGUGUAUGUAAACUUCCGACUUCAACUGUAGCUCGAUAACUACUCUAUGUGGAAAAAUGUGACUUUAGGGUGUCAGCAAAUUUUUAUUAAAAGUUUAUGCUAUUCAUCUAUGGCAAAGAUACUUGUAUGUUUCCCCUUUCAUCUGUGUCAGGUUUUUUGGGGGGUCCUUUUUUAUUUAUUUAUUUAUUUUGUAUUUAUUUUUUGGCCCAGGUCGUUAGGUCGGGCACUGAUGUUGGGCGAUUUAGGCAUGGCUCGCAGUCGACGUCCAAUUCAUCCCAAAGGUGUUUGAUGGGGUUGAGGUCAGGGUUCUGUGCAGGCCAGUCAAGUUCUUCCACACCUAUCUCAACAAACCAUUUCUGUAUGGACCUCGCUUUGUCCACGGGGACAUUGUCAUGCUGAAACAGGAAAGGGCCUUUCCCAAACUGUUGCCACAAAGUUGGAAGCACAGAAUCGUCUAGAAUGUCAUUGUAUGCUGUAGCGUUAAGAUUUCCCUUCACUGGAACUAAGGGGCCUAGCCCGAACCAUAAAAAACAGCCCCAGACCAUUAUUCCUCCUCCACCAAACUUUACAAUUGGCACUAUGCAUUGGGGCAGGUAGCGUUCUCCUGGCAUCCGGCAAACCCAGAUUAGUCCGUCGGACUGCCAGAUGGUGACGCGUGAUUCAUCACUCCAGAGAACGCGUUUCCACUGCUCCAGAGUCCAAUGGCAGCAAGCUUUAAAUCACUCCAGCUGACGCUUGGCAUUGAGCAUGGUGAGUUUAGGCUUUUGUGCGGCUGCUCGGCCAUGGAAACAUAUUUUAUGAAGCUCCUGACGAACAGUUCUUGUGCCGCCGUUGCUUCCAGAGUUAGUUUGGAACUCGGUAGUGAGUGUUGCAACCGAGGACAGACGAUCUUUACACGCUUCAGCACUCGGUGGUCCUGUUCUGUGAGCUUGUGUGGCCUACCACUUCGCGGCUGAGCCGUUGUUGCUCCUAGACGUUUCCACUUCACAAUAACAGCACUUACAGUUGACCGGGGCAGCUCUAGCAGGGCAGAAAUUUGAAGAACUGAUUUGUUGGAACGGUGGCAUCCUGUGACGGUGACACAUUGAAAGUCACUGAGCUCUUCAGUAAGGCCAUUCUACUGCCUAUGUUUGUCUAUGGAGAUUGCAUGGCGGUGUGCUCGAUUAUAUACACAUGUCAGCAACGACUGUGGCUGAAAUCGCCGAAUCCACUAAUUUGAAGGGGUAUCCACAUACUUUUGAAUAUACAGUGUAUUUCUACAGACAUUUUAAAUUUAUUUUUUUAUUUCUACUACAGUAGUUACAUAGCAAUAAUAAAGUAAUUUGAUAUACAUUACAUCUGGAUAGACAGUACCUAUACAUUAUACAUCGUGUUUUCAGUCAUAACAAUUAUAGAACAUUGAGUUUUUCAAUCCAUCCCUCAGCUACUCUGUCCAUCUCGCCUCUGUAAACCGCUCUCUUAUGAUUUCCAUGUGCUACAGUUGAAGUCAGAAGUUUACAUACACUUAGGUUGGAGUCAUUAAAACUAGUUUUUCAACCACUCCACACAUUUCUUGUUAACAAACUAUAGUUUUGGCAAGUCGGUUACGACAUCUACUUUGUGCAUGACAGAAGUAAUUUUUCCAACAAUUGUUUACAGACAGAUUAUUUCACUUAUAAUUCACUGUAUCACAAUUCCAGUGUGUCCAGAAGUUGAUAGAAUAUAGGAUAACAACCUCUCCCUCAACGUGACCAAGACAAAGGAGAUUGUGGACUACAGGAAAAAAAAGAGGACUGAGCACGCCCCCAUUCUCAUCGACAGGGCUGUAGUGGAACAGGUUGAGAGCUUCAAGUUCCUUGGUGUCCACAUCACCAACGAACUAUCAUGGUCCAAACACACCAAGACAGUCGUGAAGAGGGCACAACAAAGCUUAUUCCCCCUCAGGAGACUGAAAAGACUUGGCAUGGGUCCUCAGAUCCUCCAAAAAUUAUACAGCUGCACAAUCGAGAGCAUCCUGACUGGUUGCAUCACCGCCUGGUAUGGCAACUGCUCGGCCUCGGACCGCAAGGCACUACAGAGGGUAGUGCGUACGGCCCAGUACAUCACUGGGGCCAAGCUUCCUGCCAUCCAGGACCUCUAUACCAGGCGGUGUCAGAGGAAGGCCCUCAAAAUUGACUCCAGCCACCCUAGUCAUAGACUGUUCUCUCUGCUACCGCACGGCAAGCGGUACUGGAGUGCCAAGUCUAGGUCCAAAAGACUUCUCAACAGCUUCUACCCCCAAGCCAUAAGACUCCUGAACAGCUAAUCAUGGCUACCCGGACUAUUUGCACUGCCCCCCCACCCCCACCCCAUCUUUUUACGCUGCUGCUACUCUGUUAAUUAUUUAUGCAUAGUCACUUUAACUCUACCCACAUGUACAUACCUCAACUAGCCGGUGCCCCCGCACAUUGACUCUGCACCGGUACCCCCCUGUAUAUAUAGCCUCCCUAUUGUUAUUUUAUUUUACUUCUGCUCUUUUUUUUCUCAACACUUUUUUGUUGUUUUAUUUACUUUUUUAUUAAAAAAUAAAUGCAUUGUUGGUUAAGGGCUGUAAGUAAGCAUUUCACUGUAAUGUCUACACCUGUUGUAUUCGGCGCAUGUGGCCAAUAAAAUGUGAUUUGAUUACACACUAAGUUGACUGUGCCUUUUUAAACAGCUUGGAAAAUUCCAGAAAACGAUGUCAUGGCUUUAGAAGCUUCUGAUAGGCUAAUUGACAUCAUUUGAGUCAAUUGGAGGUGUUCCUGUGGAUGUAUUUCAAGGCCUACCUUCAAACUCAGUGCCUCUUUGCUUGACAUCAUGGCAAAAUCAAAAGAAAUCAGCCAAGACUUCAGAAAAAAAAUUGUUGACCUCCACAAGUCUGGUUCAUCCUUGGGAGCAAUUUCCAAACACCUGAAGGUACCACGUUCAUCUGUACAAACAAUAGUAUGCAAGUAUAAACACCAUGGGACCACGCAGCCAUCAUACCGCUCAGGAAGGAGACACGUUCUGUCUCCUAGAGAUGAAUGUACUUUGGUGCGAAAAGUGCAAAUCAAUCCCAGAACAACAGCAAAGGACCUUGUGAAGAUGCUGGAGGAAACGGGUACAAAGGUAUCUAUAUCCACAGGAAAACGAGUCCUAUAUCGACAUAACCUGAAAGGUCGCUCAGCAAGGAAGAAGCCACUGCUCCAAAACCGCCAUAAAAAAAGCCAGACUACGGUUUGCAACUGCACAUUGGGUCAAAGAUUGUACUUUUUGGAGAAAUGUCCUCUGUUCUGAUUAAACAAAAAUAGAACUGUUUGGCCAUAAUGACCAUCGUUAUGUUUGGAGGAAAAAGGGGGACGCUUGCAAGCCGAAGAACACCAUCCCAACCGUGAAGCACGGGGGUGGCAGCAUCAUGCUGUGGGGGUGCUUUGCUGCAGGAGGGACUGGUGCACUUCACAAAAUAGAUGGCAUUAUGAGGAAGGAAAUGUAUGUGGAUAUAUUGAAGCAACAUCUCAAGACAUCAGUCAGGAAGUUAAAGCUUGGUCGCAAAUGGGUCUUCCAAAUGGACAAUGACAUUUACAUUACAUUACAUUUACGUCAUUUAGCAGACGCUCUUAUCCAGAGCGACUUACAUUAUUAUUUAUUUUUUCAUACCCCCUGUGGGAAUCGAACCCACAACCCUGGCGUUGCAAACGCCAUGCUCUAUCAACUGAGCUACAAUGACCCCAAGCAUACUUCCAAAGUUGUGGCAAAAUGGCUUAAGGACAACAAAGUCAAGGUAUUGGAGUGGCCAUCACAAAGCCCUGACCUCAAUCUUAUAGAAAAUUUGUGGGCAGAACUGAAAAAGCGUGUGCAAGCAAGGAGGCCUACAAACCUGACUCAGUUACACCAGCUCUGUCAGGAGGAAUGGGCCAAAAUUCACCCAACUUAUUGUGGGAAGCUUGUGGAAGGCUACCCGACACGUUUGACCCAAGUUAAACAAUUUAAAGGCAAUGCUACCAAAUACUAAUUGAGUGUAUGUAAACUUCUGACUCACUGGGAAUGUGAUGAAAGAAAUAAAAGCUUAAAUAAAUCAUUCUCUCUACUAUUACUCUGACAUUUCACAUUCUUAAAAUAAAGUGGUGAUCCUAACUGACCUAAGACAGGGAAUUUUUACUAGGAUUAAAUGUCAGGAAUUGUGAAACUUAGUUUUAAAUGUAUUUGGCUAAGGUGUAUGUAAACUUCCAACUUCAACUGUAUAUAUUUUUCAACUGUGCUGUGAUAUUUCACAAAUUCUGAACCUGUUUAAUCACACAGUAUCUACAGAUUGCGAGUUAAAGAUAAAUAGUUUUAUUAAAAGUAUUAUUAUAUUGUUGAUUGAUUGACUAUGGCUUUCCAAACCUCCCAACAAUGCUCUUUGUAGGGUUAAUUUGAGAUACAUUUUGUAAUUUUUCAGCCAUUCCUGAACUUGUGACCAGAAACAAACUACAUAGGGGCAAUACCAAAAUAAGUGAUCUUCGUAGCAUAAUCUGCAGCGCUGAGAUGGUUGUAUGCCCCAUAUACAUACAAUUCUGUUUGUGGAAAGAAUUUUGUAUAAUAAUUUAAAUUGAAAAACUUCAAUUAAAGUUUUGAAUCAAGUGUUUUUUUGCGUAUCAAUUCAUAAACCAUGUGCCACGGAAUCGGCACAUCAAAAUCUCUUCCCAAAUAUUUUGCAACCUGUAUGGCGCCACUAUCAAAAUUUUGGUCCUCAACUAAAACUGAUAUAUAUUUUUUUAUUACCUUUUUUUUUUUUUGCCAAAUUUGGUCUUUAAUAAAGGGCAGACAAACAAGUUCCCUACCUUCUCCCCCUUCCACUUGCCUCCUCCAUUUUUGCGGUAAUGCUGCAAUCAGUUGGUUGUAGUUUUGGAUAGAGCAAACAUUUCCAUAUAUUUUGGUUAACUACACGUGACAUAACUCCACCUUUCCUAUUCAUAAUAUCAGUAACAAAGAUAAUUCGUUUUUUUAAAUGUUUCCAUAAAAUGUUUUUUUCAUCAAUUAGUAUAUUUGAAUUUAACCAUAAUAUUUGUUGUAAUAUUUGUUCUGGCUUUUCUGAAGGAUGAAACUGGAAUUGCAACCAGCUUUGUAUGGCUUGUUUUACAAAGGGCGAUAAUUUGAAAAAGGUUCCAUUUUCAUUUAACUGAAAGUGAGAGGUUGUAAUCUGGAUAAAGGGAAAAAGGCCAUUUUUGAACAAGGGGUGAGCCAUUCUUACUAAUCUACUGGAGAACCAGUUUGGGUUUAAGUAAAACUUUUGUAUGCUUUUAGUGAGAGGCUUAAUGAUUUAAUAUUUCAUAAUUUAGCCCCCCAAACUCAUUAUCAUUAUAUAAAUAAGCACGUUUAAUUUAGUCUUGCUUUCCGUUCCAAAUAAAGUGAAAUAUUUUCUGCUCAAAUAAUUUAUAAGAUAAAUCGUUCGUAAAUAGGUAAACUGGGAUAUAAGUAUUUAUUUUUCCAUGGUAGCAAGAUAUGAACUAUUUUUGUUAACUUCCUAUUAAAAUGAGUUGUAAUACGUUCCUUUAUUUCUUUAAGGAUAUGAAUACCUGUGUCUGGUGUUAGCUAGUUACUGGCUAGCUGGGUCUUCAACCAGCAUGGAAUAAAAGGGGGGGGAAGGGUCGUUCAAAACUCUGACACAGUUGUCAAGUCAACACAUCCAUCAGUGCUGCUGUGAACCGCAUCACAAGAGACAUGCCAAAAGGGAGAUGUGUAUAUUUUUUUGACAUAAUUAGCUAGGUUUCCAUUCAAUUUGCGACAGAUUUUCAUCAGAAUAUUCUAAAAUCUGCAUAAAGAAAAUAUGCGCAUUUUCCCACCCAACAAACUUGUUGCGGAUAACAGUAAGUGCAUAAUGACGCAGUGCACACAAAAUGUACUUUUUCUCUUACGUUUUCAUGUACUGAAUAAAAAUAUAAAAUGUAAUGUGUCCAUCGCAUUUUCAACUCUACCGAUAUUUUUGUCACAAACUGUUGGGUUAAAUAGAAAAUGUGCCUACUCUGGUCUUGGCACGUGCUCUCUAGCCAACAGCUGGCAGACACAGUGCGGGUAGGCUGUACGGGUAGGCUAGUCUACAUGAUGAGAGAUUAUUAUGGAAAAGAGCGAGAAUAUUUGUCAAAUGGCAGUCAAGCAUCAAUCAUCAUAUCACCAGAAUAAGACCCUCGAUAUUUAUUGGAAAGGAGCAUCAAGAUCACAAUGCACUUUCACCACCCUGUGAAGUUCAUCAUAACUUAUUUCAUCUGUAGCCUAAUAAACUGCAUGGUUUCCCGAGUCAUAGUGGGAGGACCCACACCAUAUCAUCGCGUGACUCCAUGUUUACUUCGAUAUGAUGGUUAUUGUUAACAAUAUUUGCACAUAAAGGCAUUUCCACCACCAUUUCUCGCAUAAUUAAUUUUACAGACACAAAAAGAUCCCACCAUGUCGAAUGAACAAAUGAUCUGUCUGCAUUUAUAAAAUUGUACCGAAACGACAUGUUUUUUGUACGAUUUUAUUUCUCCGUCACCCACGCGCUUUCAACAUUUAGAUAAUAAAGCAUUGACCUUUCCAUUGUGCUAAUGGAAGAUUGGUUGAUUUCCAGUUUUUAAAUAUAUGUUUUUUUCAACAUGAUUGACGAGAAAAGCAUCGUCCAACCCAUCGGGUAUCUCACUGCACCCUCAUAUGCUAUGUCUUGAAAUAUGCAGACCGACAAAUUAAAAGUAAAUUUACAUUGUAAUAUUUCUGACAGCCAACUUUCUCACUCCGCCCAUAACUUUUGGACUUUAUAGCAUUCCCAGAAGGCAUGGAUUAUUGAGUCAGUGAAUAAUUUUUUUUUUUUUUAUAUGGUAUGACUUUACUCACAUAACUGUGGAUGGAAACGUGGUUAGUGAUGCAAUUUCAAUGUUGUUUGAGUUGCUUUGUGUACCACCAAAUUAGCUUGAGAGGAUUUUACUGCAAUAUUGCUCACUGCAUCCAAGUUGCUUGAGAUGGGCAUUUCAAAGUGCUGUCAGUCAAGGUGAGCUCAUGAAUAUAAUCUCCUCGCCCACUCAGCCUAUCUUUUCAAACUUUCUGGUAGUUAGCAAUGAGAGAGAAAUUGUUUCUCAAAUUUUGAGCAUUUCUAUCCAGAACAAAUAUUAUUUGAGAUAUUUUAGUCACUCAAAAGGCUAUUUUAAAUGGGAAUCAGAAUGACUGUUCAUGACCUUUUUAAAUUCAGCUCCUCCCUUGUCAGAGACACAACCCAGUUUACUGUAAAUACUCUGGCUGGAAUUGAGGCGGAGAGAGUGAUGGGGACAGAUAGGGGAAGAGGAGAGAAAUGGGUUCAGGGAAAUGAGCUCAUUCUCAGUGAAGGGAGGGGGAGAGAGACUGUUGUGGUCUGGGAGGUUCUAAAUGACAGAGUUGAGUCUUUGCCAUUAGCUAGGUUAACAGAUUUCCAUGCCAAUAUUCUAAAAUCUGCAUAAAAUAAUAUAUGCGCAUUUUCCCACCAUGUGUUUCCAUCAAAAAGACCGUGCGUGAUGACGUAGUUCACAUUAACAUGACUUUUGCGGUUAAAAUUCCCAUGUACCCCCCCCCCCCCCCCCCCCAAAAAAAAAAAAAGGCUUUCCAUCGCAUUUUCAAAUCUGCUGAUGGUUUUGUCACAACAAUUUUAGCAUUAUAUAGUUAAUGUGCCCACUCUGGUAUUGGCACGUGCGCUCUAGCCAACAGUUCGCAGAUACAGUGCGGGUAGGCUACCUACAUGAUGAGAUUAUUAUCGAUAAGAGCGACAUUAUUUUUAAUUGUCAAACGGCAGCCAAGCAUCGGUCAUCAUGUCACUAGAAUAAGACCCUCGAUAUUUAUUGAAAGUAGCAUCAAGCUCAUCACCGUGCACUUUCACCACCCUGUGAAGUUCAUCAUAAUUUAUUUAAUCUGUAGUCUAAUAAACUGCAUGCGUUCCCAAAUCGUUGUGGUAGGACCAUAAACCAUAUCAUCGCGUGACUCCAAGUUUACUUCGAUUGUUAUUAUAUCAAUAUUUGUUCAUAAAACCAUUUCCACUGCCAUUUCAAAAAUAUUAAAUUUUACAGACACAAAAAGAUCCCACUUUGUCUAGCGUAUUUUGUUUUGCUGUUUCCAUCAGGCCUGUCGUGUCAUUUGUUAUUCGACAUGUACUUUACUCGCAUAUAAAGGUUGGAUGAAAACCUGGUUAGAGAUGGAAAAUAUUUACCUCCAUGAAAACAGUACCAAGGAGCAGAGAGAGGAGAUCCCAGGACGCCUUUAUGAGGUUGUCACGCGUUAUUGUUUCCAUAGGGAGCUUUUUGGCACCGGUCUUCCUGUACAGUCAAUUUUUACGGUAAUGUAUGUCUUCCGGAGUAUACCAUCGCUAAGGAGGCAGACCGUAUAUUUCACCAAAUGGCUGCUAUUUACUGUUUUGAGGCCAAGCGAUAGGCCUAAGCCAGUGUGGUUAAUUUCUUUGCUGUUUGCGAUAGGCCUAAGCCAGUGUGGUUAAUUUCUUUGCUGUUUGCUAUAGAGUAUAUUCACAACCAAAUAGAUACAGGGAGGAUAUCACAAUGUAAAUGUGUUUUUAUUUAUUGAUACUGGGGAAAUAUGCUUGCCCUUUACUUUACUUCUGUUGUGCAUUCAGUUUUAUGAGGAUAAAAAUGCUUUGUUGCAGAAGCAAUUAUAUGUGAAUUCACUGCUAACAAAAGCUGGUUGCUAUUCAUUGUGUCUUUGUGGAGACCUUAGCAAGAAUCAAGAGACGCUGUAUACUGAAAAUGGUGAUGAAUAUUGAUUAAUACACAUAGAUAUAUUUGAUGUUACACUUCUUAUCCUCUAAAUAUCCCUCUGUUUUCUUCUUCUCUUUUGCAUCUCGUUCUACCAGGAAGUAGAGGUCAGUUUCUUUUUUAUUCUACUCUUCUCUUUUUCUUUUGUCUGAUGUCUUUUUUUAAUGCUUCUAACUCACUUUCAUUGUCUCUUUCUCUCUCUUUAUUGCCAUUUCCUCUCUCUCCCCUGCCCGCCUUAGCCUCUCUCUCUCUCUUUCUCUCUUUCAACUUGUCAAUUUUAAUGAGGGUGGUUACUGUUCUAAUUAAAGGAAAAAUCCACUCCAAAACUAUCUUUUGGUAUUUUUUUUAAAAUUAGUCCGCUGUUGAUAGAGUCCCAACAUCUUUUGCAGGUCAGCAAUUAAGUUUUCAAGAUAUAGGACUUUUCAAAGUUUUGUGGCAAGUGACAAUUUGCUUUUUGAAAGUCCUACAUGUUGAAAACUUGAUUGCUGACAUGCAAAACAUUUGGGACUAUAUCAAAAGUGGACUAAUGAAAAAAAGACCAAAAGAUAGUUUUGGAGUGAUUUUUCCUUUAAGUAUAAAAAGUAAAGAAUACAAUUCAAAGCCCGCUUCCCCCUGAAGCCAUAUGUUCCACCGCCAUUGGAUGUGUCCCGAAUGCAUCCCAGACUGUAUUCCCUAUAUCGUGCACUACUUUUGACUUUACACCAGAGCCCGAUGGGAUAAGUAGUGCAUUAUAUAGGGUAUAGGGUGCCAUUUGGGACAGACAUUGUGUGCAAGAAUGUUCUGAUGCCGUACUACAGAAUGCCAUGCUGCUCCUUAAAUCCCCAUGCAGACCCAUAGGUCUCUGGUCAAAAGUAGUGCAAUAUAUACGGAAUAGGGUGCUAUUUGGGAAGCAAACAUUGACUCACUCAUUGAGUUAAUCAUGAUGCUUCUUUCACUGUGGGUUAACCUGGAACUCUCUGUCUCUGCAGGAUGACUAUGUGCGGGCCUUGGAUGAGAAUCAGGGAGGCUCUAAUGAAAGUAUGUUUCACCAAAGUUCUUUCAAGUACCUUUUAAUCUAUUACAGUGCCUUCAGAAAGUAUUCACACGCCUUGACUUUUUCCAAACACACUACCCCAUAAUGUCAAAGUGGAAUUAUGUUUUUAGAAAUGUAUACAAAUUAAUUAAAAAUGAAAAGCUGAAAUGUCUUCAGUCAAUAAGUAUUCAACCCCUUUGUUAUGGCAAGCCUAAAUAAGUUCAGGGGUUAACAUUUGCUUAACAAGUCACAUAAUACAUUGCAUGGACUCACUCUGUGUGCAACAAUAGUGGUUAACAUGAUUUUUGAAUGACUACCUCAUCUCUGUACCCCACACAUACAAUUAUCUGUAAGGUCCCUCAGUCGAUCAGUGAAUUUCAAACACAGAUUCAACCACAAAGACCAUGGAGGUUUUCCUCACAAAGGAGGGCACCUAUUGGUAGAUGGGUAAAUAUAAAACAAGCAUGGUGAAGUUAUUAAUUACAUUUUGAAUGGUGAAUCAAUACACCGUCACUACAAAAAUACAGGCGUCCUUCCUAGCUCAGUUGCCGGAGAGGAAGGAAGCCUAUCAGGGAUUUCACCAUGAGGCCAAUGGUGACUUUAAAACAGUUACUGAGUUUAAUGGCUGUGAUAGGAGAAAGCUGAGGAUGGAUCAAACACAUUAUAGUUACUCCACACCUAAUUGACAGAGUGAAUAGAAGGAAGCUUGUACAGAAUUUUAAAAAAUCCAAAACAUGUAUCCUGUUUGCAAUAAGACACUAAAGUAAAACUGCAACAAAUGUGGCAAAGAAAUCUACUUUAUGUCCUGAAUACGAAGCGUUAUGUUUGGGGCAAAUCCAACACAACACAUCACUGAGUACCAUUUUCAAGCAAGGUGGUGGCUGCAUCAUGUUAUGGGAAUGCUUGUCAUAGGCAAGGACUAGGGAGUUUUUUUAGGAUAAAAAAUUAACAGAAUACCGCUAAGCACAGGCAAAAUCCUAAAGGAAAACCUGGUUCAGUCUGCUUUCCAACAGACACUGGGAGACAAAUUCACCUACUGGGAGACAAUAACCUGAAAUGCAAGGCUAAAUUUACACUGGAGUUGUUUACCAAGAUGACAUUGAAUGUUCCGGAGUGGCCUAGUUACAGGUUUGACCUAAAUUGGCUUGUAGAUCUAUGGCAAGACUUGAAAAUGGCUGUCUAGCAAUGAUCAACAACCAACUUGACAGAGCUUGAAGAAUUUUUAAAAGAAUAAUGUACAAAUAUUGUACAAUCCAGGUGUGCAAAACUCUUAGAGACUUGCCCAGAAAGACUCACAGCUGUAAUCACUGUGAAUACUUAUGCAAAUGAGAUAUUUUUGUAUUUCAUGUUCCAUAAAUGUGAAAAAAUUACAGAAAACAUGUUUUCACUUUGUCAUUAUGGGGUAUUGUGUGUAGGUUGGUGAGAUUUAAACAUAUUUAAUCCGUUUUGAAUUCAGGCUGUAACACAACAAAAUGUGAAAUAGUCAAGUGGUAUGAAUACUCUCUGAAGGCACUAUACAGUAUGUUUGUGUGCUGUCAAUGUCAUUUACUAUGGACUUUAUUUACGAGAAUUCAUCAGCUAAUCAGGGUUUUUUCUGGAUCAAAAAGGAACAUUGGUGGUGGGCUUGGCAGGGGCCAUCAGUGCGGUUGGAUUUUAGAGAAAAUGUUAGAGGCCCCCAUCUUGGUAGUGUGCAGACAUUCUUGCAUGUUUAAGCCAAUUUCCUGCAUUUCUACGCAUUUUGCCAUGCAGCUGAGAGAAAAUGUUGCCGUUGUACAGCACAUUUCCAAUGAUUCUACAUAUUCUGCCAUGGAGAUGGGAGAACAUUUUGCAGUUUUAAAGCUAUUUUCCUGCAAUUCGAUGCAUUUAACCAUGGCUAAUGCUGUGUUCUUUUGAUCAAACAUAAUAACAAAAUCUAUACUGAUAAAUGCAUUUUAUUUUUUUAUUAUCCCUGAUUGUCUAGCUUUCUAUUUGGUUGAUUGAUAGUUCUCAAAGAUCAUAUUACAAAAAAUAUAUAUAGGUCCAUUAUCUUUUCUACAUACUUUAUAUCUGGUUUUAGUCUUUUUUAAGUUAACACUGAAAGCGUUUUUCCAUCCUGAAAAUUAAUUUCACCCCGCCCCCAACAAAUAUAUAUUUACACUGUUUAGACUUAGGCGACCCCAAAAAAUGCUUAGGUGGCCUGCCAAAGGAUUUUUAAUGGCAGAAGAAUCCCUGCCAACCACUCUUGAGAGCUGACUAAAUCAGUGUAGGCUAGCUAGCUAAUCAUCUGAGGGACCAGUCAGCAACAUCACAGGGACCAGUGCUGGGCAAGGAAAAUGUGGUUGAAGAUCACUGGGUUUAUCAGACACGACACGGUACAUAAGAAUGAGAAUCAAUGCACCACGACACGCUUCAGCCCAGGUUGCAUUAAAGGGGAACAAAAAGGUGCUCAACUGAGGUACCAAACGUUACUGUGGUGUAUUAGACACAACAGGGUAAAUGUUUGUUUACAAUCCCAUUUGUAUUCUCGAGUCAGAUGUUGUCCACACAUGUAGUGGCCUCUCAGUGAAAAGUUCAAGUGAUGUUAGAGAUGUUAGCUAACUGUAGCAGCAGCCGUCUGACUGUCUCUUUCUCUCCGUGGAGGUUCUGAGCUCUGCUGUCGACCACCUACAAAUCAAUGUUGAGUACCCUGUCUUUUCUCCACUCCUCUGUCUAUGACAUCCAGGCUGCCCAAAUGACACCCUAUUCCCUAUAUGUUGCACUACUUUUGACCAGAGCCCUAUGGGCCCUGGUCAAACGUAGUACGCUAUAUAGGGAAUAGGGUGCCAUUUGGAACAUAGACUCAAAUCAUGUCCACGACCAUUGUCUUGAUUUGCAGCUCAAAUAAAGUGGUGGGAAUGGAAUGGCUGAGUCCAUUAGUACGGCUACAUCUCUGAGCUUAAUUAGCGGGUAAUUAUGACUUUCUGUAGAGGGCUGGAGAGAGAGAGGGAGAGAGAGAGGGAGAGGGAGAGGGAGAGGGAGAGGGUGGGAGGGAGGGAGUCAGUGUGAUGUCUUCACUGUAGAGCCAGGCUGAUCAGAUACCAUUUCAGGCCUCGUUAGUCUAAAUCCAGAGAGGAUAGACAACCAAUCACACUCAAUACUGUCACACACAAUGGCUGUGUUUACACAGCCAUCCUAAGAACCAAAUUCAAAAAUGUUUUACAUAGGCCUAUCCAAUCUUUUUACUGACUGAAUCUGUAUUAGAAUGGAUAACCACAUGCAGGGUCUAAUUAGGAGAGUUUAUGGCAGCACGCUCUUAUGGCAUAACAUGGAUAGAGGUGGAGAGCAAUGAAGGGAAAAGGAGUGAGAGAUGAUGUGACGAAGAUACAGAGGGAGGAGGGUGUAGAGUGGGAGACUCGGGAUGUAAUAGAGACUGCUGAGAGCGAGGAGAUAGAUAAAGAGACAGAGAGAUAAAGGGAGAUGGUUGUUUAAAGAGAGGGAGUGUGACAGGGGGUACUGAGAGGGAGAGAGUGAAAGAGAGAGAGUUCUCAGUAAUAUAGCAGAUUGAGCUGCAAAUCAGUCAGUCCAAAAACUAGACCUCCAUCAGACCGCAGUGCACAGAGCCUGUUGCUAUGGAGACGUCAUCAUUGUGUUGCAGGCACUACUUUAAUCCAUGGAAGCCUGUUAAGUUAUCACUGGGCUAAGGCAACCACCUUAUGCUAUUGUACAACACACAACGCAACUCCAAGCCUGCCAGCACCAGUAUUGUGGCUGCUGCUAUACCAACAAGAUUUAUUUACAAAUGUUUUCUAUAAACAUUAUGAGGAUGGUCUUUUCUAUUUGCCUUUUCUUAUUUCUUUAGCAAAGGUUAAAUCCUCUGAAGAAGACACAACAGAAGGUUAUGCAGUCGACUGUCUGUAGGGCUCCAACAUAGGCAAAGGCACAAAUCAGAGAAACAGAUUUCUCUUUAUUUUCUCCUUCUCUCUCUUUCCAUUUGUCUCUCUCAUUUUCUCUUUCCCCUCACUCUCUCCAUCUCUAUUUCCUCUCCCUCUCUCUCCGUCCCUCGCGCUCCCUCUCUCUCUAAGGGCCAAGUUGGCAGACAGCCUGCUCUGUCCUGAUCCUGCUGAUGCAUUAGUGUGAAUUCGCGGGGGAGGGAGGGGAGGGAGGGGAGGGAGGGAGGGAGGGAGAGGAGAGAUAGAGAGAGAGGGAGGGCGAGAGAGAGAGAGAGAGAGAGAGAGAGAGGGAUAGAGAGAUAGACUGUUCUUCUCUCUCUCUCGUUCUCUCUCUCUCUUUCUGCUCUCUCUUCUCUCUCUCUCUCUCUUCCGCUCUCUCUCCUCGCUCCGUCUCUCUCUCUCUCUCUCUCUCUCGCUCUCUCUCUCUCUCUCUAUCUCUCUCCUCUCGGCUCUCUCGCGUCUCUCUCCUCUCGUCGCCUCUCUCUCUCUCUCUCUCUCUCUCUUCUCUCUCUCUCUCCUCUCUCUCUCUCUCUCGCUCUCUACCCUCUCUCUGCUCUCGCGCGCGCGCUCUCUCGUCUCUCUCUCUCUUGAUCUUUUUCCCUUUUGUAUAUAUAUUAAUUUUCCUGAACACUCCUACAUGUACCCAUUACAUUGUUAUUAAAUUAUUAGAGAUUUACAUUUUAGUCAUUUAGCAGACGAUCUUAUCCAGAGCGAUUUACAGUUAGUGAGUGCAUACAUUUAUACACAAAUCGUUUUUGCACCUACCAUGUGUCAUGUCCGCAAUGGUCAUGUGAGGUGAAAUGUGUAUAUUUUGGGAUGUGAGCACUCGAAACGUUGUCAAUAAAGCGGUGAAUUGGGAGCUUCAACAAUGUGCGGGCCUUCUUGUUCUUUACAGGUUGGAUCUUUACCAUGACUCUUCUGUGGCUCUGUCGUGUGGGUGCGCAUGCAUCCAUGUGUGUGAGGCACAACAGGCCCGUGGCGGACGAAUAGGGGGUGUAUUGUUUUGGAUUUGCUUUUCCAAUCUGAUCUGUGGGUUUGCUAUGAUAAUCUGCUGAGGAACUCUGUUUGACUGAUUUAGUCUUCUUCAUCCUACAUUGCCAUAACAUGAGAUGAUACAGUAUGUUGUGCAUCACAUAAGAGCUGAUUUUAGAAGAGAAUGCGAAGAGAGAACAGCGAUUCUGUUAUGAGAAUGCUUGAGAUUUGAGAAUGAAUAUAAAUGUCAAGGGGUUUAAGUCCUGCUAAUUGAUAAAGCACUCAUUGGUAUUGUGUUGUAAGGACCCAGUUGCCUGCAGUAGCCAAAGGUAUUGAUGGAUAGCGUUGGUGUAUAGAGAUGGGGGAGGGAGAGAAUGUGUCAUCCGGUUCAGGCUUUGGUGGUCUUGGUAGUUGCAUACAGUGGUAACAUAUGAGUGUGUGCGUAUGUGGUGUGUGUGCGUCAUCUGGUUCAGGCCUUUAGGAAGCUGCAGACCGCAGUGACAUAUGAGUGUGUGUGGUGCUGACACACAGCCACUGGCCUACCGGACACUCCCGCAAGGGGGGGGGGGGGGGUUGACCUUUACUGGUACAAUAGCAAGUACACAUUCUUGGUCCCCGGCCCCAGUAUGCCCACAGUGGUCUGCUCGCUUGUCCUUCUGAUGACUGCUCUGCAGUUCCUCUGUCUCUCUGAUCAAUAUGAAGCACACUUGGGUGAGUUUGGUUACAUACACUGCAUUUGAGCCUAUUGCAGUCUCUUGUGCCCACUUGACAAGCAACCAAAACAAAUUCCUUUUUCCUUUAGGAAACCAAUCUUCUCCCUGUGGCUCCUUUUCCUAAAUUGUGGACACAGCUCCCAUUUGUGACUGGCGUUACAGAACAGACAUGUGAUGUGUUGGGUUUGGGGGGUUUGCUGUGGUGAUGACACGCUGGUAGCAAAGCUGCUCCCUGUAGAUUUGUGAAUAGACGUGUGAAUGAGCCUUGACCUGUGGCCUUUGAGUCUUGUUUCUGGAUUGUGUAGGAUCUUGAAUAUCGCCGAACUCUGGAUGUGGCUAUUCUCACUUGUUUUUCAAUGAACAGGAUGAGAUCAAGGAUUCUAGCACGUCUGCUCCUGUAACUCACAAGCAACUGGCCUCCACCUCUUCCUGACUUUGUAGGGUAAUUUCAGGAUGAUGUUCUUUAAGCUGGAGGCCAGAUCCCCCCCCUUCCCCCCACUGGCUAUCCUAAGUUGAAUGCACCGAUUUGUAAGUCGCUCUGGAUAAGAGCGUCUGCUAAAUGACUUAAAUGUAAAUAUCUUCCAUUGCAUUACAACAACCUCUGAGGUAUAACGCAUAGGCCUGUAAUGCCUUGUGGUCUUCAGAUUUGAUGCUAGGCCAGCUAAAAGCCUUCUCCAUGCAUUGGCAAUCUUGUAUUCAUUACCGUAGUGCUCCUUUUAAUAAACCCCUGGCUUUCUAAUAGCCUUAUCUGGAGCCAUAUGUUGGCAGCUCCUAAUUAGCUCUCGAGGCUGCCCUCUGGUGUACUGUUCGAGAAAGUGCAGUUUGUCUUGGCUAGUUUGGCCUCAAUACCAUGUUCAAAUGACUGAAUGAAGGACCUGUACUGUAAAAUGAAUUACCAUCAAAAACAGUAAUGUCUCUAGGUGGCAGAAAUGAAUAAUGUUGCUGUUUGACUAGCAUAGCAGUAACUUCAUUCGGUCUUUGGAGAAUGGUGAUGAGAGGGUUUUCUAUGUUUUCCUGUGAAAUGUCCUGAGCACCGUACUGUGAAUUACAAAGUCUUGCCUGUUCUCCCUAUGGCCCUCUAUGUGAGUUGGUCAGCACAGAUGGGCCUUGUCCUGUAUAGGCCUACAGACUUGGGUUAGAGUCUUGUGCAGCAGUGUGCUCUCCAUGAGCUACUGUCUGAAUCCCACUGUGUACUUAUUGUUCUGAUUGAGCUGAAACACUGUGAGCCUGGGCUGGUUGAAUGUCAAUGUGCUCAAUUAAUUGGGGUCCUUCUUUGGGAUGCACACUUGGUGCAUGUCUGGCAGAAGUGCCCCUUUGCCCUGUGUGAAAUUCAAGGUCAGAGAUCUUGCAUCUCUCUGCCGUUUCCUCAAAGUAGUCAUUCAUGCCAUCUAUUGUUGUUGAGUUGGCCUUUCUUCCCCUGCAGAUGUCAAGACCGUGAGCUUUGCUGAGGCAGCUGCUAUUUCAGUUUGCAGCUCAAGAGUCUCCCUCUUUCCCUCAGUUCCAUCUUUUGUUGGUUUAAUUCCUCCUCCUUAUCCUCUAGAUGGUGUUUGAACAUUUAGAGCAGCAGCCUUUGUUAUUAAUGCUGCUCUUUCAGCCUCUGCUCGGAUGCAGGCUGAGGAUGUGGAAGAUACACCUGAGUGUGAACUCCUGUUAGACCUGCGGCUGGAGGUUUGGGACACACUGUCAGGAGAUUUAACAUCAUCUUUCUCAUCAGUGCAUUCAUCAGGUUUCUCUGCUGCUGGGGCUGCACCUGAAAUCCAUUUGGACACAGUAACAAGAAAUGCAUGAAUAUGCUGCCAUUUGGGUUCAUACCAAUUCAACAUGUCAUUUUUUUCUUUCAUCCUCAGGUAUUUAUUUUUAUUUAACCUUUAUUUAACCAGGUAGGCCAGUUGAGAACAAGUUCUCAUUUACAACUGCGACCUGGUAUCAUGUGAUAGGAAUCAAUCAAAUCUUUGAAUCCAUUCAACAUUUCAUUGAACUGAAGCAAGUUUUUUUUUUUUUUACAACUUCAAUAUUCUUAUUGUCAGUCAUCAGAUCAGUAACAAUGUUAAUUUUGCCAUUCAGCUUUCCCAGUUUAACCCUUCUGGAUUUUCACAUUUGGGAAACUUUCUUCUUCAAGGCCUUUUCUGAUAAAGACUCCUCCACUAGCGCCAUGUCGCCCCCAUACACAACGCUAUCUGCAGUGGUAGAAUUCUCUUCAGACGUAUUCCCUCAAUAGGCUAUCACAAUAAUAUCUAUAUUUCAAUAUGCAACCAUGAACAUGGAUCAAUAAGCGCUCCGGUGCGCUGCGCUCCUUUAACAGUGUAACUAUAUCAUUCAUCUUCACACUUCAAUGAAUUAGGCAGUGGAGAUUGGAAAUCGGUUUCUUUGCAUUCAAUCCUUUGUCCAAAUAAGUCACUCCAAUAGCAAACUUUCCAUUUAAUUUGAAUGCAUGAUAAAUGUAGCCAUAAACACUUAAAUGUACCCAUUAAUCAAUCCAACAGUUUGUGUGCUUGUUAGGCUACUUUACAUACCCAAGUGUGUCUUUUCUAUGCUGUAGUCUUGAGGCCACGCAAGUCCUUUGUUCCUUUUUUUACACGUCUUUCCAAACAAUCCAGCUUUUCAAUUCCAAAAGUAUUUUCCAGCUAAGUCUUUUGACUAAAUGUAGUGGCUAAAUUGUUCAACAUAAUUGUCCCUAUACAAUUUCCAUUUCAAUCCUUUAGCCACAAUGGAGAGUGGUGAAAUGUUAGUCUUGACGCGUACAAAUCCAAUGUCCAGAGUUUGAUUCAAGUUUUAAAAUAAUAAUCAAUUUAUUUGUUCUUCUGGAUACAAAAAUUUAAAGAAAAUUCUACCAAAACGAAUUCUGAUUAUUCAAACUAAAGAAACAAACAGCAUGGUAAACAUGGAACAUUGAAUAUUUUCCCGGUAUUUUACAAACGUUCCAUCCCGAGAAGAAAUCACUUUUCCACCGGGUAACCUGGUAUUUCCCGCCAAACCCAGAAGUGUCAUUCAAAAUCAUUAUAAAGCAGAUAAAUAGGCCUAUGUCUGGAUUUGAUUACAGCUUUGAUAAAAAAUGUAAGCCUGAUGCUACCUGAGCCUGAUGAGCCAUACAUUAAAUACAUUUAAUGAGCCCAAACCCCAAAAAGCCCAAAUGAUUGUGCCAUUAUCCAAUACAUAUUGUAUAUUAUAUACAGUUGAAGUCGGAAGUUUACGUACACUUAGGUUGGAGUCAUUAAAACUUGUUUUUCAACCACUCCACAAAUUUCUUGUUAACAAACUAUAGUUUUGGCAAGUCGGUUAGGACAUCUACUUUGUGCAUGACAGAAGUAAUUUUUCCAACAAUUGUUUAGACAGAUUAUUUCACUUAUAAUUCACUGUAUCACAAAUCCAGUGGGUCAGAAGUUUACAUACUGUGACUGUGCCUUUUAAACAGCUUGGAAAAUUCCAGAAAAUGAUGUCAUGGCUUUAGAAGCUUCUGAUAGGCUAAUUGACAUCAUUUGAGUCAAUUGGAGGUGUACCUGUGGAUGUAUUUCAAGGCCUACCUUCAAACUCAGUGCCUCUUUGCCUGACAUCAUGGGGAAAUCAACAGAAAUCAGCCAUGACCUCAGAAAAACAAUUGUAGACCUCCACAAGUCUGGUUCAUCCUUGGGAGCAAUUUCCAAACGCCUGAAGGUACCACAUUCAUCUGUACAAACAAUAGUACGCAAGUAUAAACACCAUGGGAUCACGCAGCCAUCAUACGCUCAGAAAGGAGACGUGUUCUGUCUUCUAGAGAUUAACGUACUUUGGUGCGAAAAGUGCAAAUCAAUCGCAGAACAACAGCAAAGGACCUUGUGAAGAUGCUGGAGGAAACAGGUACAAAAGUAUCUAUAUCCACAGUAAAACAAGUCCUAUAUCGACAUAACCUGAAAGGCCGCUCAGCAAGGAAGAAGCCACUGCUCCAAAACCGCCACAAAAAAGCCAGACUAUAAAAUUGUUUUUUAAAAAUAGAACUGUUUGGCCAUAAUGACCAUCGUUAUGUUUGGAGGAAAAAGGGGGUGCUUGCAAGCCGAAGAACACCAUCCCAAACGUGAAGCACGGGGGUGGCAGCAUCAUGCUGUGGGGGUGCUUUGCUGCAGGAGGGACUGGUGCACUUCACAAAAUAGAUGGCUUCAUGAGGAAGGAAUAUUAUGUGGAUAUAUUGAAGCAACAUCUCAAGACAUCAGUCAGGAAGUUAAAGCUUGGUCGCAAAUGGGUCUUCCAAAUGGACAAUGACCCCAAGCAUACUUCCAAAGUUGUGGCAAUAUGGCUUAAGGACAACAAAGUCAAGGUAUUGGAGUGACCAUUACAAAGUCCUAACCUCCAAUCCUAUAGAAAAUAUGUGGGCAGAACUGAAAAAGCGUGUGCGAGCAAGGAGGCCUACAAACCUGACUCAGUUACACCAGCUCUGUCAGGAGGAAUGGGCCAAAAUUCACCCAACUUAUUGUGGGAAGCUUGUGGAAGGCUACCCGACACGUUUGACCCAAGUUAAACAAUUUAAAGGCAAUGCUACCAAAUACUAAUUGAGUGUAUGUAAACUUCUGACCCACUGGGAAUGUGAUGAAAGAAAUAAAAGCUGAAAUAAAUCAUUCUCUCUACUAUUAUUCUGACAUUUCACAUUCUUAAAAUAAAGUGGUGAUCCUAACUGACCUAAGACAGGGAAUUUGUACUAGGAUUAAAUGUCAGGAAUUGUGAAAAACUGAGUUUAAAUGUAUUUGGCUAAGGUGUAUGUAAACUUCCGACUUCAACUGUAUAGGCUACUGCACAUUAUGCAUGACAGAAAAACAUAACAGCCCAUAGAUGUAGCUAGCUAUAUGCUCUCUUGGAUAAAUAAAUUAAACUAGCUCCAGUAGGCUUAUCUUUUUGAGUGUGAACUGUAUUACUGUACUGUACUGUAUUAUAUCGACUGGAAUUACUCACCUUGUUCAAACCAUGAUAAAGCAGGGAGAGAACAUGCAAUUCUGGUGCAGCUCAUGCGGCUUACAAAGUUACAAGUAUAGGCUAGCGAAUUUGAUUUUAAUUUUGAAAUAUAGUAGGGCCUAUUUGUAUAAUUUAGUAGGCUGACUCAUAUAUAUAUAUAUAUAUACCUUUCAUAAUAUUUCCCGUAAAGUUAAUAGCCUCUCCUCUUUCUCUCUCUAUUGUUGCAUCAUUCCUUUCCCGCUUUCAACAAUUAACUGAAAUAAGUUUUGUUGUCUUUAUCUUCAUUGCAUUUACAUUUACGUCAUUUAGCAGACGCUCUUAUCCAUCAUUCUGAUGACAUGAUUGAAUAAUAUAGGACUAGAAUAAAAUGCGUAUGGGUUUCCCUUCUCUUCACAAAGAUGUAAUGGUUAUGGGUCUGAAUAAAUAACUGCUAUUAUAGCUUACCACCAUCGCGCAUUCGCUCUUCUUUCAAACUACCCGUGAGUUCUAUUGGCUUCUGUAUUUAACAUUCAGCAAACGAGCUUGCGUCCCUCUUCGAAUAGUCUGUUGGUAUAAGAAAUGCUAAAAGAAAUCAUGUCCAGCAAGCUAUUCUAGGGUAGCUUUUCUUGCAUGGGUCUCCAAGAGCUAAGGAGCAUUUUUUAAGGAGAGAGGCCAGUGGAGCACAAGUGUGUGUGUAUUGCACAAGAGACAGAGGCUAUAUAUUAGAAGCUUAUUAUGCAUUAUAUUAGCUGCAGCAAAUAUAGGCCUACCUGUCACAUGAUGAGAUGAUAGGUCUACAUGCAUUGUGAAUUGCGCUCCAUACUGAGAUGGGCAGUCUGUCCCCACCCUGAGCAUUGAUGAAUCAUCAUGCAGAGAGCAGCGAGAAGGCCGUAGAGAAGCCAGAUUUAGACAUUGCAUAUAAUUGAACAGUUCCAUUUCACGUCAUGCUGUUCAUAUAAAUAAUUUAUUAUAAUUUACCGGUUUCUCGCAGUUAUUUAUCCCAGUGAAAGGGAGUGGUUUUGACCAAUUCGGCACAUUUGGGUAGACUUGAUACAAAAUAGUCCAGUAUUGCAAUGCUUCACUGGAUCAAUCUGAAACUUUGAGCACACACUGCUGCCUAGUGGGCAAAAUCGAAAUUACGCCUAAACUGCAAUAUUAUAUUGUGGCCUUUCGCUUGCAUUUCAAAGAUGAUGAAAAAAAAAAUAAUAAUAGAAAACGCAUGUUUUUUUGUUUGUAUUAUAUUUUACCAGAUCUAAUAUGUUAUGUUCGCCUACAUUCAUUUCACAUUUCCACAAACUUCAACACGUUUCCUUUCAAAUGGUAUCAAGAAUAUGCAUGUCCUUGCUUCAGGUCCUGAGCUACAGGCAGUUGGAUUUUGGUAUGUCAUUUUAGGCUAAAAUGGAAAAAAAAGUGUCAGAUCCUUAAGAGGUUAACUGUUUUCUCCAUUGGCCUGAGAGGGUGUACACACACUUGACAGGGGAUUAGUGGCAAACACACAUACAACCGAAAUUCAUCAUGAAUUGGAAACAUACAAAUAUACAAUAUAACCUAUUUGGCUCCUACACCGUUAACAGCACAAACAAAUUGUGCACUCAUAAGUUUAAUGCAACGGCAGUAAUGGAGUUUAUCGAAAUGGAAAUGUUUAUACUUGGUGGGCAUGAAUGGAGAAUGGUGGUUCAAUGUGAUGAGAGAGCAGUAGAGAGCUUGCAUCAUCACACAAGCCAUUGUUUAUAGGGAUUAUAUAUAUGUGUGUCUCUUAAUUGGCCUGGGCUAUUGUUUGCAUUCAAGACCAGGUCGUUUUUAUUUCUCUGUUUGUCACUGUCAGAGUAGCCACUUAUUUCGGUAAUUUGUGUGCUUUUCAAAAAGAUUCUGCUUAUGUCAUCUAUCAUGUAAAUGAAUAGAAUUGCAUUAAAUGCAUACAAAUAAAGCAAUUUUAUUUUCCAGAUCCUGCAAAAAAAAAUAAUGUGUGUUAAUCCAAAAAACAUGUCUGCUCAACUGUAUGCCACUACGCAAAUGCGAUUUAUAGAUGCAUGCAAUGCUCUAUUAUAAAGGGCAUUUUCUUCACCACCCUGGCAGCACCCCCAACUCAAAACAUCUUCCCGCAGCCAUGCAAGGUGGCUUUCCUCUUUUGUUCUCUAUUGUUCCUCAAGCAAGGGGGAGGCCGAUGACAUCACAGAUUCCCAUCAGACCAACUCCUUGAAGUUUGCAGUUGUGAUUAAAAAACACUAAUUUGCUCAAAACAUAUUUUUUUACCCUUUAGUGUGUGUACUUUACUGUAUUUAUACUUGGGAUAUCGCUUUUCAACAGGACGUCUUUUAAUCCAUGAGGUUCAGCUGUGUUCACUCACAAGCCAGCAGGCACGUUCCAGUCUGAUUACUUCUAGCUUCAAGUGCAGGGGAGGGCAUGGAUAUGAAGUUGCUACCCCUCACAGCACGACAGGUAGAAGAAAGACCAUUCUAGACCAUCUACAAAGAUCCCUCUAGGCCCCAUGAAGAAAAAGUGUCAUUCCGCCUAGGUCUUCCUCUACAUACCCUACUGUAUAGUCUCUAUACAUGCAAUGCUCACCUACAGAGGAGGUUUUAACUGCAUGGUUUUAGCAUUGAACCACAUGCUAAUUGACACGUCAGAACACAAAAGCAACGCCACCUCACUGCCUGGAAGGUGCAUCAAAGCUGGGACCGAGAGACGGCUAUCUCAAGGCCAUCGGACUGUUAAAUAGCCAUCACUAGGCGGCUCCCACCCGGUUACGUAACCCUUCACCUUAGAGGCUGCCGCCUCAUAUACAUAGACUUGAAAUCACUGGCCACUCUAAUAAUGUUUACAUAUUUUUGCUUUACUCAUCUCAUAUGUAUAUACUGUAUUCUAUUCUACUGUAUUUUAGUCUAUGCCACUCCGACAUUGCUCAUCCUAAUAUUUCUAAUAUUUAUAUAUUCCUUAAUUCCAUUAUUUUACAUUUAGGUUGUGUGUAUUGUUGUGAAUUGUUAGAUAUACUGCACUGUUGGAGUUAGAAACAGAAGCAUUUCGCUACACCCGCAAUAACAUCUGCUAAACAUGUGUAUGUGGCAAAUAAAAUUUGAUUUUUAUUUAAUUUGGAACAGAUCCAUUAACAGAGCACAGUCCCUUGAAUGUCCUUCCGCUAGACCUAAGAGCAGAGGGGGCCUAUAAUUAACAACAUCUGGACCUGGAAGGCCUGUUUGGCUUUAUCUACUGGGUAGUGAAGUUGAUGUGCAUGUCACUGUAAUGGCUAUAUGAGGAUGGGUGGACUUCAACCAUCAGACAUGUAAAUAUUGGCAUUAUUCGCCAAACGAAUGAGUAGUUAUGUUGAACUGCACUGUAAGACUACCACCAUCUGACAUGCAAAUGCUUACAUUGUUUUGCAACUAGUAAGUUAAUAGAAGGAAAGUAGCUUGAAUCACUCCAAUUGAGAUGACCGAGGGAAUUGAGAAUGGGGGGAGUGAAAAUAGAGAUUGUGGUGGGGGGGGGAGAUGGAAUACAGAAAGAAAGAACAUGUAGAAAGUGGACACAGCAGAAGGUUUACAUCAAGAGACAAGCAGAGAGAGAAAGAGAACUGGAUAGUCACAGGGAGAGAGAGCUGGUGAGAAACAUACAUAGAAAGAAAGACUGCUCUUCUCGUUUCCACAGAAAAGGAACAUUAGAUGGAUAAAGGGGAGGGAGAAGGCGAGAAACACAGAUGUUUCUAUAGUCUGAUCUCCUUUUCACAGAUGUUUCUAUAGUCUGAUCUCCUUGUCUUUCCACAGAUGUUGACACUACCAAGGACCCCUGUCAGAAGGUGAAGUGUAGCCGACACAAGGUGUGUAUUGCCCAGGGAUACCAGAGGGCUGUGUGUGUCAACCGCAAGAAGCUUGAGCACAGGUGAGUGUGUCUAGCCCCCAAGCAAGAUGGUUGAUGAAUUUGACUUGACGUGCACUCAAAGAGAUAAAUGUGUGAACACUAAGCACAUGCGCGCACACAUACUAACGCAAGCAAGCACGCACCCACUCACAUGCGCACACACACACACUGUGACCUUCAAGGACUAGAUGCAGUAUGCUGUCACAUCCCAGUCAAUGGAAAUUCUAAUGUUGCUAAGGUUAGUGCCACAUAACUAGAAUGAGAUUCUAUUUAUAUGGUUAGCACCCUAAAAGUGAAGUGUUUUCCCUCAUUACAGUCUGAUGUUGAAUGAUUCUGCUGCUGUGCUGUAGACAGAUGAUUAACCACCUCUAGGCAUACUGUACUGCACUGUUACUGUACGUCCCCAGGGAAACUCUAGCUCUAUAAAUACCCUGUGGUAGUUAUGAUACGAGGAAGGAUCCUCAGGACAUGUCUGUGGAUGUGUUACCGGGUAGAAAACCACUAAACUAGAUUAUCACAACACAAACUUUCACAAAAUAUAAUAUAAAUAUAUAGUAGGAUUAUGAGGUGGAAUUCAUUAAAGCCGAACUGAUGUAUGCAACUCAGUUUACUGUGAUGUUGCACGUGGGAAGUACUUUAUUGUAGCCACCAAGCCAUGGUAAGCAUUAUAGAACCUCUGUGCCCUCUGUGUACUGAGUGAAGCAUCCUGCUGAACUACUGUGUGUGUGUGCUCUGUAGACUGAAGCAACCUUCCCUGAGUUCUCCUGAGGGAGGAUGCCAGCCCUGUCCCAUCUCCUCCUCUGUUCCUGUGUGUGGCUCUGACGGACACAACUACGCGUCACAGGUACAGCAACACACAUGCACACACAUAAUGACAUGGGGGGAAUUGAGUUAUAUCCCAGAUACAGAUGAAAUAUUUAUAAAGGUGACUGUCGACUGACUGCACACCCUCAUUCAAAUCUCUCUCUGAAACGAGCAUUUAGAUGAAUAGAGCGUAGUCAUUUCAUUUCCUUUUUCCUCUUCAACAUAUCAUUUCUCAACAAGGUCAGAGACAGUCCCAGAAGACAAAGCAUAACUCAAUAGAAACACAUGGGAGAGAUGCCUCACCACAACAACCCUCUGGUCCUCCUGUUCCUCUCAGGCUAUUUAUCACAACCCUUUGUCAUUGUGUUGUAUAUCUCUGGACACUGUUCACCUCUAACAGUAUCUAUAUCAUUAUGUACAAGCUCUAGAUCCAAGAGACACAACACAACGGCCGUGUUUUAAUUCACUGAUAAUAACCACAAAACACAGAGAAACAUCGCCUGAUAAGAGAUGUUUGUGUUGCAGUGUAAAUUGGAGCAGCAGGCGUGCUUCACAGGGAAGGAGCUGACUAUGAAGUGUUCAGGUCUUUGUCCUUGUCCAACCGCACCCCCCGUCACAGAGACAGAGGUCAAGCAUGGUGAGUACGUAAAUGCAUGCAUACACACACACACACACACACACACACACACACACACACACACACACACACACACACACACAAAUGUGCACACACACCCAAAUGCACACACAUGCUCACACACACAAAACUGCAAUGCUAUACAAUAACUCUUUCUCUCUCCUUCUCAGAGAGUUGUACAGGACAGGACCUCUCUGAUCUGGGGGAGAGGCUGAGGGACUGGUUCCAGCUGCUGCAGGACAAUGCCAAGCUGAACAACAACAGCAAGACUGGAGCCAGCAACACAGCAGGGGCUAACACUGGAUCAGGUAAGAGAUAGAACAGAUGCAGAGCCUGUGGUCUAGCGGUAACGCUCCCGGCUUAUACGCGUAUACUCCUCUCCCCACCAGAGAUCGUGGUUCAAACUCCGCUCCAACCCUUUCAUUUCCUUAUCCCACCUGUCUGCCUCUGUCAUUGCAUGAAUGUCUCAAUAAAGUGAACAAAAAAAGAGACAGUAAAGUUAUUAUAGGGCCAGCACUGCAUCAGGUAAGAUUAAAAUAGGACCAGCAACAUACUGUAUCAGUUGCAACAGUGAAGAUAUUCUCCUUUCUUUUGCAAUCUAGUGACAUUUUGACUUACUGUAAUCCUGACGUCUACCACUGUUAUAUAUAUUUGAUCUGUAUAUGUGGUGGUCCUCUCUAGCUCAGCUGGUAGAGCACGGCGCUUGUAACGCCAAGGUAGUGGGUUCGAUCCCCGGGACUACACAAAAAAUGUAUGCACGCACGACUGUAAGUCGCUUUGGAUAAAAGCGUCUGCUAAAUGGCAUAUUAUUAUUAUUAUUAUUUUAUGUGGGUUUAACUCAUUCCCCUCCCCCUUUUCACUGUGUGUGUGUGUGUGUGUGUGUGUGUGUGUGUGUGUGUGUGUGUGUGUGUGUGUGUGUGUGUGUGUGUGUGUGUGUGUGUGUGUGUGUGUGUGUGUGUCUCUCUGUCUGUAGUCCUGGACAGGAGCGUGGUUGCCAGCUGUAAGGACUCUUUAGGUUGGAUGUUCUCAAAGCUGGACACAAACAGUGAUCUGUAUCUGGACCAGGCUGAGAUUGUAGCCAUUAACCUGGACAAGUACGAGGUCUGCAUCCGACCCUUCUUUAACUCCUGCGACUCCUACAGGGAUGGGAAGGUGUCUAUGGCCGAGUGGUGCCUCUGCUUCUGGAGAGAGAGUGAGUAUAUUGUGGGGAGAGGGGUGUGUUUCUGUGAGGGAGUGUCUGUGAGGGAGUGUGUGAGUGUGUGUGAGAGACGGCAAGGUCUGCACCGUUGCCUGGUAACUCUGUUUCUGGAGAGAGAGUGAACAUGGGGGAUAUUGUGUGUGUAGAUGGUGGGGUGGAGUGUGUAUGUCCAUGUGCAGUUAUGUGUGUGCAUUUUCCAUGUGACCUGGCAUUCAGAGUUCCCUACUGUGCCUGUGGCUAUACUAGGUACAGGUAUAACAACCUCCGUGUCCUCUCCCCUCUCGCCCUUCACCCCUUUUGUCCCUCUCACAGUCCAUCACAGUUUGUCUCCCCCCUCAUUGUUUUGGGGUAAUGGCCACCAUUGUGCAUUAACAACAUGACUGUAGCUUAUUGACAGGCUGGUCCUCCCAGAGCUCUCACAGAUUGUAUGUGUGUCAGCCAAGCAGAAACCAGACAAGACCUGUGUUUACCACUGGCCCUGCCUGGAACCACUGUCUGUGUCCCAAAUGGCUGUGUUGUGCACUACUUUUGGCCAGAGCCCAUUAAAGUAGUGUACUAUGUAGGGGCACAGCUUCUUUCGAGUCCAAAUCCACUGCAUAGCCUACAGAGGGGAGAACCUGAGAAACACAGUAGUUCAAAGUAACAUUUCAAUCAUGCAUAAUAAUGAAGAUUUGUGUGAAUGUUUGACUUCGGAAUUUUCUACAGAUUUUCUACGCCUAUCUGAAUUUUCAAGGAUUUGGCCAAUUGAUUUCAAAGUUUAGCAUUGACUUACCAAUAAAAGCUCAACCCCAUGUGUAUUUCUGUGUGUGUGCAUGCACACGUGCAUUAGUGUGUGUGUGUGUGUGUGUAUUGGAGUGCUGUACUUCAGCCUAGAUGUGUUUCCCUCUCAGAGCCCCCCUGCCUGGCUGAGCUGGAGAGGAUCCAAGUACAGGAGGGAGGCAAGAAGAAACUGGGUAUGCAUUAUGUUCCUGCAUGACUCACAUUUCCCAGAUGAACAUGUGUGCUUUGUGCUCGAGUGAGCGUGUGUGUGCCACCAUCAGUGUGCGUAUGCUUACUGUGUGUGUGUGUAUCACUGAUAGAGGAGUUUCAUUAAACAGAUGCCAAGCAGGAGGCAGGGAUAAUCCCCUGAUCAGCCCGGUGGAUUAUAGCUCCAUACUGACAAACGGCUAGGGGUUGUGGGAACCAGGGUGUAUGUGUGUGUGACGCUAUCCACAUGGCAGUGUGUGUGUCCGUGACACAAUGCGGACUGUGUAUGUGUGUGUGAUGCAGUACACUGAGUGUACAAAACAUGCUCUUUCCAUUUACAUUUUACAUUUACAUUUCCAUUUGAGUCAUUUAGCGGACGCUCUUAUCCAGAGCGACUUACAGUUAGUGAGUGCAUACAUUAUCUUUUUGAUUUUUCAUACUGGCCCCCCGUGGGAAUCGAACCCACAACCCUGGCGUUGCAAACGCCAUGCUCCACCAACUGAGCUACAUCCCUGCCGGCCAUUCCCUCCCCUACCCUGGACGACGCUGGGCCAAUUGUGCGCCGCCCCAUGGGUCUCCCGGUCGCGGUCAGCUACGACAGAGCCUGGCAUAGACUGACCAGGUGAAAGCUAUGAUCCCUUAUUGAUGUCACCAGUUAAAUCCACUUCAAUCAGGGGGAAAAAGUAUUUGAUCCCCUGCUGAUUUUUGUACGUUUGCCCACUGACAAAGAAAUGAUCAGUCUAUUAUUUUAAUGGUAGGUUUAUUUGAACAGUGAGAGACAGAAUAACAACAAAAAAAUCCAGAAAAACGCAUGUCAAAAAUGUUAUAAAUUGAUUUGCAUUUUAAUGAGGGAAAUAAGUAUUUGACCCCCUCUCAAUCAGAAAGAUUUCUGGCUCCCAGGUGUCUUUUAUACAGGUAACGAGCUGAGAUUAGGAGCACACUCUUAAAGGGAGUGCUCCUAAUCUCAGUUUGUUACCUGUAUAAAAGACACCUGUCCACAGAAGCAAUCAAUCAAUCAGAUUCCAAACUCUCCACCAUGGCCAAGACCAAGAUUGUAGACCUACACAAGGCUGGAAUGGGCUACAAGACCAUCGGCAAGCAGCUUGGUGAGAAGGUGACAACAGUUGGUGCGAUUAUUCGCAAAUGGAAGAAACACAAAAUAACUGUCAAUCUCCCUCGGCCUGGGGCUCCAUGCAAGAUCUCACCUCGUGGAGUUGCAAUGAUCAUGAGAACGGUGAGGAAUCAGCCCAGAACUACAUGGGAGGAUCUUGUCAAUGAUCUCAAGGCAGCUGGGACCAUAGUCACCAAGAAAACAAUUGGUAACACAGUACGCCGUGAAGGACUGAAAUCCUGCAGCGCCCGCAAGGUCCCCCUGCUCAAGAAAGCACAUAUACAGGCCCGUCUGAAGUUUGCCAAUGAACAUCUGAAUGAUUCAGUGGAGAACUGGGUGAAAGUGUUGUGGUCAGAUGAGACCAAAAUCGAGCUCUUUGGCAUCAACGCAACUCGCCGUGUUUGGAGGAGGAGGAAUGCUGCCUAUGACCCCAAGAACACCAUCCCCACCGUCAAACAUGGAGGUGGAAACAUUAUGCUUAGUGGGUGUUUUUGACAUGCGUUUUUCUGGAUUUUUUUGUUGUUAUUUUGCCUCUCACUGUUCAAAUAAACCUACCAUUAAAAUUAGACUGAUCAUGUCUUUGUCAGUGGGCAAACGUACAAAAUCAGCAGGGGAUCAAAUACUUUUUUCCCUCACUGUAGAUGAAGGGGUGGGGAUUUUAAGCCUUGAGACAAUUGAGACAUGUAUGUGUGCCAUUCAGAGGGUGAAUGUGCAAGAUAAAAUAUUUAAGUGCCCAUGAACGGGGUAUGGUAGUAGGUACCAGGCGCACCGGUUUAAGUGUGUCAAGAGUUGUAACACUGGGUUUUUCACGCUCAACAGUUUCCCUUGUGUAUCAAGAAUGGUCCACCACCCAAAGGACAUCCAGCCAACUUGACACAACUGUGGGAAGCAUCGGAGUCAACAUAGGCCAGCAUCCAUGUGGAAUGCUUUCGAGACCUUGUAGUCCAUGCCCCGACGAAUUGAGGCUGUUCUGAGGGCAAAAGGGGGUGCAAUUCAACAUUAGGAAGGUGUUCCUUGUUAGUACACUCUGUGUAUAUUGUGUGUGAGGUUUUCGUGUUUGUGUGUGUUUGCAUGUUUGUGCCUGCUUGUGCAUGCAUAUCGUGGGUUGUGUGUGUGUGUGUGUGUGUGUGUGUGUGUGCUGCUGACUUGGCUAAGCUGUGUAUCAAGGCUCUUCAAGGACACGGAGUGGAGCAAAGAGGAGACUGGGCAGAGUAUAGGAGAAAUUCUGCCAGUCUGAUACUCUGACACAGUUCCCUUGAAAGCCAAUCACCCAGGGACUAGAGGGCUGCCUCAGCUGAUAAGAAUACACCCCAAUGCAACAUUAUGCCAUUUAUUUACAUUAACACAUUUUUCAACUUAUUUUGCAUUUACAUUAAGUCCUAUGACAUCCUAUCCCAAUUUCAUCCCUUUUUGGGGAGCAAAUUCAGUCCCUCAGUAGGAGGCUGUUUUAAAAAGUAGUGCAUAUAUUAUAUUAUUAUAACCUACAGCUGAUAUAUUCUAAAGUGUCAGUGAUAAGUCUCAGUAGUCUUGUAAAGGUUAACUAGUCCAGAUUCAGAGCGUGUGUGGUCUUGUUCUCUCGUCAUUAGCCAGCCCCUUGGUGCAGCAGUAGUAUGCUGGCCAUGGAGUAUUAGAAUGUCAUUCUAUCUCUAUGGUACUGACUACACAGUUAUUCACCUCCAUCUCCUGCCUUCUUAAUGAAUGGAUAUGUGUACAUGAAACUUGAAAUAUGGCUGAUGAAUUGCCAGAAUGUAUAGCUUACUGGCCUACAGUAAGUUGCAUCGCCUGCGCAGCAGCCAACAGGAAUUGAAGCGGUGUCGUCCUAUGCUGUUGUAGUUGCAAGGCAUCGAAGAACUGGCAAAUUGUGGGUUUUGUCACUGUGGAGUAGGCAAGACGCCCCACAAACGACUGACACCAGCCCUUUGUGACGUUAUUGGUCUUCCCCAUGUCCUUCAGGACAGCAUCGUAGUAGUUCCACAUUUCUGAAAUCAAAAGAUUGAAACAUGUUAAACACCCAUUUGCCAUUGUAAUCAUCAUUGUUGCAAUAGCCUAUUAUAUUGACAUUAGAGUAAUAGCAUAUUAUACUAACAUUACUAUUAGUAUAUAAUUAUUAACCUAUUAGUAGGGCCUAUUUUGUUAGCCUAUUUCGUGUUAUUAGUAGUAUAAUACCAUUGCAUGGCCUAAUAAAAUGAUUGGCCUACAGGCAUCCAGACAAGUACAUACAGUGGGGAAAAAAAGUAUUUAGUCAGCCACCAAUUGUGCAAGUUCUCCCACUUAAAAAGAUGAGAGAGGCCUGUAAUUUUCAUCAUAGGUACAUGUCAACUAUGACAGACAAAUUGAGAAAAGAAAAUCCAGAAAAUCACAUUGUAGGAUUUUUAAUGAAUUUAUUUGCAAAUUAUGGUGGAAAAUAAGUAUUUGGUCACCUACAAACAAGCAAGAUUUCUGGCUCUCACAGACCUGUAACUUCUUCUUUAAGAGGCUCCUCUGUCCUCCACUCGUUACCUGUAUUAAUGGCACCUGUUUGAACUUGUUGUCAGUAUAAAAUACACCUGUCCACAACCUCAAACAGUCACACUCCAAACUCCACUAUGGCCAAGACCAAAGAGCUGUCAAAGGACACCAGAAACAAAAUUGUAGUCCUGCACCAGGCUGGGAAGACUGAAUCUGCAAUAGGUAAGCAGCUUGGUUUGAAGAAAUCAACUGUGGGAGCAAUUAUUAGGAAAUGGAAGACAUACAAGACCACUGAUAAUCUCCCUCGAUCCCUCGACGCAAGAUCUCACCCCGUGGGGUCAAAAUAAUCACAAGAACGGUGAGCAAAAAUCCCAGAACCACACGGGGGGACCUAGUGAAUGACCUGCAGAGAGCUGGGACCAAAGUAACAAAGCCUACCAUCAGUAACACACUACGCCGCCAGGGACUCAAAUCCUGCAGUGCUAGACGUGUCCCCCUGCUUAAGCCAGUACAUGUCCAGUCCCGUCUGAAGUUUGCUAGAGUGCAUUUGGAUGAUCCAGAAGAGGAUUGGGAGAAUGUCAUAUGGUCAGAUGAAACCAAAAUAUAACUUUUUGGUAAAAACUCAACUCGUCGUGUUUGGAGGACAAAGAAUGCUGAGUUGCAUCCAAAGAACACCAUACCUACUGUGAAGCAUGGGGGUGGAAACAUCAUGCUUUGGGGCUGUUUUUCUGCAAAGGUACCAGGACGACUGAUCCGUGUAAAGGAAAGAAUGAAUGGGGCCAUGUAUCGUGAGAUUUUGAGUGAAAACCUCCUUCCAUCAGCAAGGGCAUUGAAGAUGAAACGUGGCUGGGUCUUUCAGCAUGACAAUGAUCCCAAACACACCGCCCAGGCAAUGAAGGAGUGGCUUCGUAAGAAGCAUUUCAAGGUCCUGGAGUGGCCUAGCCAGUCUCCAGAUCUCAACCCCAUAGAAAAUCUUUGGAGGGAGUUGAAAGUCCGUGUUGCCCAGCGACAGCCCCAAAACAUCACUGCUCUAGAGGAGAUCUGCAUGGAGGAAUGGGCCAAAAUACCAGCAACAGUGUGUGAAAACCUUGUGAAGACUUACAGAAAACAUUUGACCUGUGUCAUUGCCAACAAAGGGUAUAUAACAAAGUAUUGAGAAACUUUAGUUAUUGACCAAAUACUUAUUUUCCACCAUAAUUUGCAAAUAAAUUCAUUAACAAUCCUACAAUGUGAUUUUCUGGAUUUUUUUUUCUCAUUUUGUCUGUCAUAGUUGACGUGUACCUAUGAUGAAAAUUACAGGCGCCUCUCAUCUUUUUAAGUGGGAGAACUUAAACAAUUGGUGGCUGACUAAAUACUUUUUUCCCCCACUGUACCCAUGGCAAAUUCCGGUGCUCUUCUUCGUCGUUUUUUACCGUUUCCCAUCGGGCGCCCAAUCCAUGUGUCCUCAAAGUCGGCCACAAAUGUGGACAGCGCCGGGUCCUGAAAGAACAGAGUUUCCUUCAUCUCCUUGAAACAUCUCAACACAUCAGCUGGUGGGACGAAUGUGAGCCUAUGAGGCAUCUUGAUGUGGAGGGCGAAGUUGGGGUCUCUCCAGUACUUUGAUCCCACCUCCAGGAUAGCGGGCAGUUGCUGCCUAAAAAGUGGACCCAGAUGGAAGAAGCAUCCCUGGUUACGGACCCCCGGAAACACCUUCUUGAAGGCCUUUACGGGAGCUGCUGGCUUGAAGUCAGUCAUGACGGAUUCUGGUUUCAGUUCUUUAGUGCAAGGAAGGCACGAGUGUAUGUCCGCAAAAAAAUAUAAAAUAGUAGGCUGUUAGAUUGCAUGUUGAUGUUUUUGAAUGCAUCACUAACUGAAACUACCCAUUUCCACUAGCAUUGCUACAUUCUCCAAAAAUGCUAGCCAGUUUUGUAUCCUUGCUAAAUAACCAGCUAAAUGUUUGAAUGGUUUGGAAGAAACAACCACAGCCUAGGGAUGUCAAAAAUAAGAUAAACUUUUUUUUUUUAUAGUGAACUAUCCCUUUAAAACAACUUUUUAAUAGGCUAAUGAAUGAUGAUGCCUAGGCCUACCUCAGACUUAUCGGGCAGCAUAAUAAUGGCUGCUGCAAUCACGUACUCCUGUCGCAUCAGGUCGUCUUCAUUUGGUGAAUAUGUGGGCAUCCCGUGGAUGGUAAAUACCUGCUGGAACGGACAUGAUACCUUUUUGAAUGUUCCAUUGGCAAACCAGUGAUCACAGUUGCACCGGAAUUCCAAGUUGUCUUUGGUUGUUAAGAUCAGAAACCUGUCUGGGUCUGGCCCACUGUUGUGCUGGAGAAACGGGUCUCCACAAUGCGUGGUUUGGUAGAUCUCGGAUAUUACCAGGUUGGAGAGGGUUGCAGGUCUAACCUGGCCUCCACCCACCGCCUUGCCAUGGCCCCCAGGGACUGUAGCCAGUACCGGCGGCAUCUGCUUGUCUUUGUUCUUUUGCCGGUGCCUCUGUAUACACUUUUUCAAGUUAUUUUCUGAGGGCAAAUAAUGCCUUCCAACACCUGGCACGGCCGAUGUAGCAGGCUCCAAAACGUGCAGCAUGCUUUCCUCAGUCUCCAAACUCCUCUUCUUCAGGUUGUUCAGUACCUGUCGGACUUCUGUCUGCUUUCCGUCCGGGAUGUGGUUGUGGUCUCCAGACACCUUGGAGAUAACCCCGUCAGUGAGGACGAUGCGACUUCGGCACAAGUAUGAAUUGUACUCAGUGCAUUUCCAGAAGGAUUUGUUGGCCAUAUCUCAUUCCUUUCUAUAGGUGUAUCCGCCAUGCCCCAGGAUUCUGCUUCCACACACAGAGAGGACAAACUUGGGUUCUAUAGUUCCAAAGUUGGGUUUCAUUGUAGCUCCAUUGGACCUCCUCAGAAAUUAAAGACUGCUGAGGAAAGGGGUGCUCUAUUUGUACAAAAUAUUGGGGUUAUUAGCAUACUAGUGAUUUGCCAGUCUAUUGUUGGACAAUCAAGGUCCUUCCAAAACUGCAGUUAUAAUAAUAUAUAAUAUAUAAUAUAUAAUAUAAUGUAUAAUAAUAUAAUAAUAUGCCAUUUAGCAGACGCUUUUAUCCAAAGCGACUUACAGUCAUGCGUGCAUACAUUUUUGUGUAUGGGUGGUCCCGGGGAUCGAACCCACUACCUUGGCGUUACAAGCGCCGUGCUCUACCAGCUGAGCUACAGAGGACCACACAAUGCAGUUCCUCCACACAAUGGGCAUGUGCCUAUUCAGAAUGCAUUAUGUUCCUAUUCAGAUGCAUUUCAGAAGUGUUUAUGUUGGGAAAGAAUGUGCACCUAUAGCUGCACCCACAGCAGUUAUGCCAAUAAUAGGCCACAGGUGUUAAUGUUUGGAAUGUUUGGAUCACCUUUAUGACUAUAUAAAUAUAUAUUGUUUUCUACAAUCAUGUGACAAUGAGCCUUUUUUUGUUCAUCUGUCAAUGACCAAGCUGUCUUCUAAUACAAACCACAAAAUGUAUCCUUAAAUAUAUAAAAUCAUAGGAUAAUUAAUAGUCAGUAAUAGGCCUAGAAACACAACUUAUUUGAUACAGUGGGGAGAACAAGUAUUUGAUACACUGCCGAUUUUGCAGGUUUUCCUACUUACAAAGCAUGUAGAGGUCUGUAAUUUCUAUCAUAGGUACACUUCAACUGUGAGAGACGGAAUCUAAAACAAAAAUCCAGAAAAUCACAUUGUAUGAUUUUUAAGUAAUACAUUUGCAUUUUAUUGCAUGACAUAAGUAUUUGAUCACCUACCAACCAGUAAGAAUUCCGGCUCUCACAGACCUGUUAGUUUUUCUUUAAGAAGCCCUCCUGUUCUCCACUCAUUACCUGUAUUAACUGCACCUGUUUGAACUCGUUACCUGUAUAAAAGACACCUGUCCACACACUCAAUCAAACAGACUCCAACCUCUCCACAAUGGCCAAGACCAGAGAGCUGUGUAAGGACAUCAGGGAUAAAAUUGUAGACCUGCACAAGGCUGGGAUGGGCUACAGGACAAUAGGCAAGCAGCUUGGUGAGAAGGCAACAACUGUUGGCGCAAUUAUUAGAAAAUGGAAGAAGUUCAAGAUGACGGUCAAUCACCCUCGGUCUGGGGCUCAUGCAAGAUCUCACCUCAUGGGGCAUCAAUGAUCAUGAGGAUUGUGAGGGAUCAGCCCAGAACUACACGGCAGGACCUGGUCAAUGACCUGAAGAGAGCUGGGACCACAGUCUCAAAGAAAACCAUUAGUAACACACUACGCCGUCAUGGAUUAAAAUCCUGCAGCGCACGCAAGGUCCCCCUGCUCAAGCCAGCGCAUGUCCAGGCCCGUCUGAAGUUUGCCAAUGACCAUCUGGAUGAUCCAGAGGAGGAAUGGGAGAAGGUCAUGUGGUCUGAUGAGACAAAAAUAGAGCUUUUUGGUCUAAACUCCACUCGCCGUGUUUGGAGGAAGAAGAAGGAUGAGUACAACCCCAAGAACACCAUCCCAACCGUGAAGCAUGGAGGUGGAAACAUCAUUCUUUGGGGAUGCUUUUCUGCAAAGGGGACAGGACGACUGCACCGUAUUGAGGGGAGGAUGGAUGGGGCCAUGUAUCGCGAGAUCUUGGCCAACAACCUCCUUCCCUCAGUAAGAGCAUUGAAGAUGGGUCGUGGCUGGGUCUUCCAGCAUGACAACGACCCGAAACACACAGCCAGGGCAACUAAGGAGUGGCUCCGUAAGAAGCAUCUCAAGGUCCUGGAGUGGCCUAGCCAGUCUCCAGACCUGAACCCAAUAGAAAAUCUUUGGAGGGAGCUGAAAGUCUGUAUUGCCCAGCGACAGCCACAAAACCUGAAGGAUCUGGAGAAGGUCUGUAUGGAGGAGUGGGCCAAAAUCCCUGCUGCAGUGUGUGCAAACCUGGUCAAGACCUACAGGAAACGUAUGAUCUCUGUAAUUGCAAACAAAGGUUUCUGUACCAAAUAUUAAGUUCUGCUUUUCUGAUGUAUCAAAUACUUAUGUCAUGCAAUAAAAUACAAAUUAAUUACUUAAAAAUCAUACAAUGUGAUUUUCUGGAUUUUUGUUUUAGAUUCCGUCUCUCACAGUUGAAGUGUACCUAUGAUAAAAAUUACAGACCUCUACAUGCUUUGUAAGUAGGAAAACCUGCAAAAUGGGCAGUGUAUCAAAUACUUGUUCUCCCCACUGUAUGUAACUGAGUAGGCUAAUGAAAAUGGAAUAUCACAUACACCGCAAUACAAAUAUAUGUAUUCUGUCUAAAAAAGCAUGUGUGCCUCCAUAUUUAACUUCCCCUUGUGUGUGUGUAUGUCUUAGGCCUGUUCAUCCCUAGCUGUGAUGAGGACGGAUACUACAGAAAGCUACAGUGUGAUCAGGCUAGAGGAGAGUGCUGGUGUGUCGACCAACACGGAGGGGAACUAGCCAGCUCCAGAAUCCAUGGCAACCCUGACUGUGGUAAGAGACCAUCAGGGUUCAAUUGCGCUCAAAUCUCAAACUGAUGGUGAAAACCCUGGCACACACUCAGUAUAGCACCUCACUCAUGUACUUGGUAGGCUACAGACCACCACACACAAUCGGUACGCCAAAACACACACACCCUCACACACUCAUUAUUGAUACCCAUACACAGUCGAAUGAUCAGUAUUGACCCAUCACACACACUCUUUACCCCAACACAUACUCACACACUCGUUGCAGAACCUCGACACACACAGUCUAUAUAGAUUGUCAUACACACUCGAUACAGAUCCCUACACACACUCGGUACAAUGCAGCUAGGGCUCAGGUCCACAGCACCACUGGCAGUCAGACACAGUGCCACAUUCAAAUCAUGUUGUCAGGGAUCAUUUGCAUUCUAAAGGUCCACUUGUCGCUGAGAGUAAAGUAUUUUAAGAUAAGUGGUUGUCUGGCUGGACGGAACCUGCUCCUGAUAAGAAUGUCUCCCCUGGCAUGGUUCAGAAACAGCCAUUAAAACCCAGACAAAGUCAAACACAUGCCCUUUACUUCACCAUUUUCAAAUUCACUCAGUGUUUUUUAACAAAUGUAUUUCUUGGAUUAAAUAGAUAGCCGGGAAGUACAGUCGUGGUCAAAAGUUUUCAGAAUGACACAAGUAUUGGUAUUCACAAAGUUUGCUGCUUCAGUGUUUUUAGAUAUUUUUGUCAAUGUUACUACGGUAUACUGAAGUAUAAUUACAAGCAUUCCAUAAGUGUCGAAGGCUUUUAUUGACAAUUACAGUAAGUUUAUGCAGUGUUGACCCUUUGUUUUCAAGACCUCUGCAAUCCGCCCUGGCAUGCUGUCAAUUAACUUCUGGGCCACAUCCUGACUGAUGGCAGCCCAUUCUUGCAUAAUCAAUGCUUGGAGUUUGUCCGAAUUUGUGGGUUUUUGUUUGUCCACCCGUCUCUUGAUGAUUGAACACAAGUUCUCAAUGGGAUUAAGGUCUGGGGAGUUUCCUGGCCAUGGACCCAAAAUGUUGAUGUUUUGUUCCCCGAGCCACUUAGUUAUCACUUUUGCCUUAUGGCAAGGUGCUCCAUCAUGCUGGAAAAGGCAUUGUUCGUCACCAAACUGUUCUUGGAUGGUUGGGAGAAGUUGCUCUCGGAGGAUGUGUUGGUACCAUUCUUUAUUCAUGGCUGUGUUCUUAGGCAAAAUUGUGAGUGAGCCCACUCCCUUGGCUGAGAAGCAACCCCACACAUGAAUGGUCUCAGGAUGCUUUACUGUUGGCAUGACACAGGACUGAUGGUAGCGCUCACCUUGUCUUCUCCGGACAAGCUUUUUUCCGGAUGCCCCAAACAAUCGGAAAGGGGAUUCAUCAGAGAAAAUGACUUUACCCCAGUCCUCAGCAGUCCAAUCCUUGUACCUUUUGCAGAAUAUCAGUCUGUCCCUGAUGUUUUUCCAGGAGAGAAGUGGCUUCCUUGCUGCCCUUCUUGACACCAGGCCAUCCUCCAAAAGUCUUCGCCUCACUGUGCGUGCAGAUGCACUCACAGCUGCCUGCUGCCAUUCCUGAGCAAGCUAUGCACUGGUGCCCCGAUCCCGCAGCUGAAUCAACUUUAGGAGACGGUCCUGGUGCUUGCUAGACUUUCUUGGGCGCCCUGAAGCCUUCUUCACAACAAUUGAACCUCUCUCCUUGAAGUUCUUGAUGAUCCGAUAAAUGGUUGAUUUAGGUGCAAUCUUACUAGCAGCAAUAUCCUUGCCUGUGAAGCCCUAUUUGUGCAAAGCAAUGAGGUGAAAAAUCUGUCGAUGUGCCCUUAAGCAAGGCACUUAACCCUAAUUGCUCCUGUAAGUCGCUCUGGAUAAGAGCGUCUGCUAAAUGACUAAAAUGUAAAUGUAAAUGUAAUGACGGCACGUGUUUCCUUGCAGGUAACCAUGGUUAACAGAGGAAGAACAAUGAUUUCAAGCACCAUCCUCCUUUUUAAAGCUUCCAGUCUGUUAUUCUGACUCAAUCAGCAUGACAGAGUGAUCUCCAGCCUUGUCCUCGUCAACACUCUCACCUGUGUUAACGAGAGAAUCACUGACAUGAUGUCAGCUGGUCCUUUUGUGGCAGGGCUGAAAUGCAGUGGAAAUGUUUUUUGGGGAUUAAGUUCAUUUUCAUGGCAAUAGGGACUUUGCAAUUAAUUGCAAUUCAUCUGAUCACUCUUCACAACAUUCUGGAGCAUAUGCAAAUUUCCAUCAUAAAAACUGAGGCAGCAGACUUUGUGAAAAUUAAUAUUUGUGUCAUUCUCAAAACUUUUGACCACAACUGUAUACAUGCAGGCAACGGAAGUUAACUUCGAAUGAAAUGUCAUAUUUGGAUACAGGUACAUUGAUUAAUUCAAUCUCUCUCUUUCUUCUCCUCCCAUCUCUCUGUCUCUCAGUCUCUUCUCCAGAUGAGGCGGUGACAUAUUCAGGAGAUUUUGGCAGUGGGGUCGGAUGGGAGGAUGAGGAAGAUAAAGAAGCGGAGGAGAAUGAAGAGGAAGGAGAGGCGGAUGACGGAGGAUAUAUUUGG